This is a messenger RNA of Podarcis lilfordi (Lilford's wall lizard), 63083 nucleotides long. The record is from the annotation of a GenBank genome assembly. NCBI's taxonomy places the organism in Eukaryota, Metazoa, Chordata, Lepidosauria, Squamata, Lacertidae.
AUGUCUUUGAUGUUCUCCCGCCCAGCCAAAUUCCUCUGCCUGCCCCUCCUGAGCCUGAGAGAGCAGUUCUCCAGCAGAGACCUGGCCACAGCCCAGAAGGAGGUGGACUGUUGAGCACUCAUGUCUUCUUAAUGCUCCAUAACUUUACCAAGGUCAUUGGCUGGGUCAGGAUAAGGUUCCUGGAUGUGACACCACCAUCCACACAAUUAACAACAGGCCAUGGGUGGUUGUCUUGUGUGUGUGUGUGCUUGAUGUAACUGGCAGUUUGAGGACCCAGACUGGGAGUGCUGGCAGGGAGCAUUAACCCUUCGCCUCCCGCUGCAGCCCCGGUCUAGAUGGGAAGGUUUUUGCUUCUUUGCAUUGGAAGGAAAGCUCCCAUUCUUACCUGGGAAAGAGAUUCUCUUCAAAGGCAGAUUAAAAGCAAGCCUUCACUCCUUUUUGGAUCUGGAAUGCAGAAGGUUCUGGAAAGGCUAAAUCUCCUGCUCCCAGUGUCUCAAUUCAAUUUAAGAUGCCCUGCACCUAUUAUUUACUUUAAAAACAAACAAACAAACAUAGUUGGUAAAGCAUGAGGGUCAUGGGUUCAAGCACCACUUUGGGCAAAAGGUUCAUGCAUUGCAGGGGGUUGGACUAGAUGACCCUUGGUGUUCCCUUCCAACUCUAUAAUUCUAUGAUUGAAUUGCUGCUUGUGUGAAUGGUGUCCUGUCUAGUCUGGCCUUUUAUCCCCUCCUUCCUGCUUUGUGUGAAGUUGGCAUAUAUAUAUAUAUAUAUAUAUAUAUAUAUAUAUAUAUAUAUUCAUAUUCCAGAACCACUUAAUGCUGGAAGAAGAUUCUGAUCUACCUCCUCAAGACGCACGUGAGGCUGCUCAUUCUCUCUCUCUCUCUCUCUCUCUCUCUCUCUUUCUCUCUCUCUCUUAAUAAAUUAUACAACAGGGCCCACAAAGAGGAGGAGGGAAGUCCAGGAGAUUCUUCGGAAUCUUGUUUGCAUGUUGCAUACGUAAAGCUUUAAUCUGAAAAACCAAAUAAAUAAAUGAAAUAUACUCGGCGUCAAGAGUGGAUUUCAUGCUCUUUAUUCAGCUCAUAGUGGUGAGGAGGAAUGGAAGUUCCCCCAGAAUGUCUGCUUUAUAUACAUUAUUAACACAAUGGGCCCCACGUGAUUGGCUAAUUCCGGGAUUCACCUGAAGGCCAAUCAGGUUGCGGAUUCCCUUCCAUCUGGAGCUGGAUUGGGUGGCUCCUGUGGACCAAUCAGACUGCUGCAUUCUGAAUCCUAUUGUUCUAGGACCAAUCAGACUGCUGCAUUCUGAAUCCUAUUGUUCUAGGACCAAUCAGACUGCUGCCUUUUGGAUCCUAUUCAACUCAGUACAUAACAACCAGGUUGACCCUCCCCCUUCCAUUGCACACCAGUAGCCAUGAGUAACUCAAGCAAGUGAUCCAAGCUACAUGCUACAAGGAGAAACGGAAAAAGCAAGAGGUCACCCUCUUGAUGAGAUGCGAGAAAAUCUGCUUUGUGAGCCCAGAUCCUGCCAAGGAACUUGGAGCUAGAAGAUCAGAGAUAGACCACUUGCCAUGCAUGUAGAAGGUCAACGAUUUAAUCUCUGGUAUCUCAAGGGAGGGCCGGGAGGAGAGAUUCCUGCUCGAAACCCUGGCAAGCCAUUGCCAGUCAGCGAAGAAAACCACCGAUGAGUUUGUAUAAACUAGCAACUCCUUAAGUUCCCAGGAGAAAGAGGAGAGCACAAAAUAUGGUCUGAAGCUCAACAUCAAAAAAACGAAGAUCAUGGCCACUGGGCCCAUCACCUCCUGGCAAAUAGAAGGGAGGCAGUGAGAGGUUUUACUUUCUUGGGCUCCAUGAUCACUGCAGAUGGUGACAGCAGUCAUGAAAUUAAAAGACGCCUGCUUCUUGGGAGAAAAGCAAUGACAAACCUAGACAGCAUCUUAAAAAGCAGAGACAUCACCUUGCCAACAAAGGUCCGUAUAGUCAAAGCUAUGGUUUUCCCAGUAGUGAUGUAUGGAAGUGAAAGCUGGACCAUAAAGAAGGCUGAUCGCUGAAGAAUUGAUGCUUUUGAAUUAUGGUGUUGGAGGAGACUCUUGAGAGUCCCAUGGACUGCAAGAAGAUCAAACCUGUCCAUUCUGAAGGAAAUCAGCCCUGAGCGCUCACUGGAAGGACAGAUCCUGAAGCUGAGACUCCAAUACUUUGGCCACCUCAUGAGAAGAGAAGACUCCGUGGAAAAGACCCUGAUGUUGGGAAAGAUGGGGGGCACAAGGAGAAGGGGACGACAGAGGACGAGAUGGUUGGACAGUGUUCUCGAAGCUACCAGCAUGAGUUUGACCAAACUGCGGGAGGCAGUGGAAGACAGAAGUGCCUGGCGUACUCUGGUCCAUGGGGUCACGAAGAGUCGGACACGACUAAACGACUAAACAACAACAACAAGUUCCUAGGCGCUCUGCAACUUGACCCCAUGCACAUUACUCCAGAAACCAGCAGGAUUUACUCCCAGUUAAGUGUAUCUUGGAUUUUGCUUCGCAACAAUAAGCAUUUCAACUCUCAAACUUUCUGUAUGAUCUUGAGCAGCUUAUUAGCACUCAGCUUCUGCCUCCGAUUUCAAAAGAAUAUUGAGGAAUCUGGCUGAAGCUUCCUAAGAUCCCAGCCUUACAAGGAUGGAGGCAAUUCUGAAUGGGGGUCAAGCUGUCUGGAAGCCUGUCAAUCCUGGAUAUAUGAAGGCAGCGAUAUAAGGGAAGUGCUCUGUCCGUGCUCAGAAACACUCUCUUCCAAGGGGUGGAAGAUAAAGGAGAUAAAAUUCCGUCAAAAGAGGAGUGGCAAGUAAAAAUGCUUGAAUACAUGGAACUAGCAUACAUGACGGAAAAGAUCAGUGAUCCACCAACCCAAAAGUUCAAAAGGGAAUGGGAGAUCUAUAGACAAUAUUUAAAAGAACAGUGUCCCCAUAUAAAAACUUUAGAAUGCUUUGAAUAACUCUCAGAAUUGAAAAAGGUAUAAAGAUCACAAACAAGAUUUAAUAAAGUUUAUUGAAAAAAUAGAGGCCAGUAAUUAAGGAAACAAAGAACCCAUAUCAAGGAAGUCGGAAGUUGAUGGCUGGAAUUUUUGUGUGCAUUUGUGAUAUAUUGUUCUAUUUCUUCUUCUUUUUUUGUAGGAGAUGUAUUGUGUUUCUUUUGUUUUCUUUUUCUAAGCUUCCGUUGUGUGUAUAUGUGUUGAUUUUGCACCAAUAAAGAUUGAAUUGCAAAAAUAAAAACAAAAAAUAGAAACACUCUCUUCUUUAUACUACGUCACACUCUCCAGCGUUCGGCAAAGACAAAUUUUGCAGCAUGAUUUUGGAGAUCUGAGUGCAGCCUUCCGCUCAGUUAUGCAUGUACACUAAACAUUUGAAGUGCAAAUGCUACCCACCCCCCCCAAAAAAAAACCUGGGGAAAAUAGUUUACCCCAUCCAUAAUCCUUAACAAACUACACCUCCCAAGAUUGGCAGGGGGUGGGCAGGGCGUGUGUACUUUAAAUGUUUGGGGUGUUACUGGGUGACCCCAUUGCUGGGCCAGUGCCUGAUAUACGUAUAAGCUAAACAAGCUAUACCUUAGGGCCCACACUCUUGGGGGCCCCAAAAAAAUUUAAAGGAAAGAACACCUGGAUGUACAUUUCCAAAAUAUAAGAUAAAAAACAAAUAAAAUAAAACUGACAUACAGCAACAGUGUUUUGUGUUGUGUAGGCUCCUAUGAUGUAAGUAAUGGGCCCCACCUGCUUGCCUGCUCCCUAAAAUAUCACUGGUUUGCUCAUUUCUAUAUAUUGGGUGCCUACAUUCUGCAUAUGGGACACGGGUGGCGCUGUGGGUUAAACCACAGAGCCUAGGGCUUGCCGAUCAGAAGGUCGGCGGUUCGAAUCCCCGCAACAGGGUGAGCUCCCAUUGCUCGGUCCCUGCUCCUGCCAACCUAGCAGUUCGAAAGCAUGUCAAAGUGCAAGUAGAUAAAUAGGGAAGGUAAACGGCGUUUCCGUGCGCUGCUCUGGUUCGCCAGAAGCGGCUUAGUCAUGCUGGCCACAUGACCCGGAAGCUGUACGCCGGCUCCCUCGGCCAGUAAAGCAAGAUGAGCGCCACAACCCCAGAGUCGGUCAUGACUGGACCUAAUGGUCAGGGGUCCCUUUACCUUUACCUUACAUUCUGCAUGUGCAAAUGGCUUUAGAUACCUAUUAGGUCCAUAAAUUACCAUAUAGCAUAUAUUCAGAAGAAAAACAGCGACAAUUUGUUGUUGACAAAGGACAGCUGGACAUAUAAAGGGCCCCAUUACCUUCAGGAGCUUAGGGCUUCAUCACACCUAAAUCUGGCCCUGCACUGCCCCCUAACCUCGCCUCUGCCUGACAGCGCUGCUUGCUCUGAAGCUAUAAGGGCGCCAGAAUGAUCCAGAGCUCCAAGACUGGCAGCUAGACAGUGCCAGGCCCAGUCCAGAAUCCAGAGAAGAGGACCUCUGCUGCAACCUCCACCCCCAAGGCUGCCCCCCCGGCCCUCAACCGUCUCUCCAAUGCCUUAUAAAACCAGAAAUGAAUGGUCACAAGAAGGAGCACACAUCAUUUCCCUGCAAUAGGCACCUGUGGGUUUGAAGAGGCUUUGCGUGGGUUUGCUUUCCUCACAGAAAGAACCCUGAAUUUUAAUGGGGGGGGGGAGGUUGGUAAGCAGAGCAAGCACUUACCAUACCCUCCAAUAUUUCUCCGAUGAAAAUAGACAUCCUAAAUAAUAAUCAUCAUAAUCAUAACAACAACAACGUUUUAUGCGUUGGAAGCUACACAGAGUGGCGGCUUCCAACACAUUAUUUUAUUAUUUAUUAUUUAUUUUAUUUUAUUUUAUUUAUACCCCACUGUCUGACUAGGUUGCCCCAGCCAGUCUGGGCGGCUUCCAACACAUAUAAAAACAUAAUUAAACAUUUAAAAACUUCCCUAUACAGAGCUGCCUUCAGGUGUCUUUUAAAGGCUGUCUUGUUACUUAUGUCCUUGGCUCGGGGGUUCCAUAACUCCAUGCCCACCAACGUUUCUCGGAUGAUGAAAAUAGAGAUAUCCUAUGGAAAAAUGGGACAUUGGGGGAUCAAAUAAAAAAACUGGGGCGGCUUUUGUAAAUCUGGCAGUCUCCCUGGAAAACGGGGACGUUUGGAGCAUCUGCAAAAGGCGACUGUGGGUUUGAGGAGGUUUCUUUUUCCCAAGGAAAGCGCCCUGCAUUUUUAUUUUGGUUCCUUUUUUUUGCGUGAGCGCAGCAAGCACUUUCCCUUGCAAGAAUCAGCCCUCCCCCGCGCGCCCGGCCCCCAAACUCGCGUGGAAACCUCGCCGCCAAUUUACCGGUACUUUGUUUUUACUCUCUUUUUUGUUUAUAUUUGUGAUCUUGUCUUUUUUCCUUUUUUUCUGUUUUUCUUUUGUUGUGUUAUGUGUUAUAUCUGUUAGAAACUUAUUUUUUUUUUUUUUUUUAAAGAAACCUCGCCGCUACUUUCCCGUCUAGGAUGGGCGCGCAAAAGCAUCGGCGCGCCAGCUUGGAGACGUAGCGGGUUGCGCGCGUGGAGAGUUGGACGGCGGCGCGUCCUGAGCAGCUUGGGGAGGGGCGCCGUCGGGCGAGUGUGGGGAGCUGCCGGCUGUCUACCUUGGAAGAGGGGCGGCGGUGGGCGGAGGAAGGCGCCGGAGGGCGGGCGGAGGAGAGGCGGGGAGGCGGCGGCGGCAGGACGGUGCCUGGAGGGGGCGGUGCCGCGGCUCCCGUCUCCGGAGCGCACGUAGCGGCCGCAGGGCGCACGGGCUCAGUCGGCAGGCGCUCCUUCUCCGUCCCGGGUGCCUCGGCUCGCCUCGCCGUCCGAUGCUCAUGCUGCGGGCUCCCGAUCCGGGCUCGGGCGCCGGAGCGCUCGUGGCCCAGCCCGACGGGGCGGCGGACCCGGCCGGCUGCGGCGUGGACGACGAGGCUCUCCAAGCCGCGCGCCUUCGCGGCCGCAGGCUGUCCGGCCGCCGCGGCUCCAACUACAAGAUCAGCCGCCGCCAGCUCGGCCGAGCUGGCGGCGCUCAGGGGCUUCGACGGCGCCGACGCGCCCCGACGGGAGCUGCAGGCGGCGGCGGCGGUAGGAGCUCUGGCCGGCGCGCCGCCGCCGCCGCUGCUGCCGCCGCCUCCCUCCUGCGCUCCUGCCGCGCCGGGAUCCGCGGGCAGCGAGAGCCCCCGCGAGGCCGCGCCGUCGCAGCCGCCCACCGAGCGCGAUCACUGGGAGCAGGAGGAGAACGAAGAGGCCGAGACGCGCGCCGUGGCCACGUCCCCCGACGGACGCUUCCUCAAGUUCGACAUCGAGAUCGGACGCGGCUCCUUCAAGACCGUCUACAAGGGGCUGGACACCGAGACCACCGUCGAGGUGGCCUGGUGCGAGCUGCAGGUUGGUCAGCAACCGGUGGGAAGGGGGGGGGUCCCGUUUUGCUGGGGGUCCCACUUUGGUUUCAGUCUUUACCUUCGAGGCUCAGCCUCUGGGAUUUGCUGGCAGCUCGGAGCAGGGGAAGAGGCGAAGGAAGAAGAGCGCCUCUGAGCGCGUGCAGAGUGAAUUCCCGCCAGCUGCAGCCGCGACUUCGCCAGUUAGGGUUUUGUUUUUGUUUUUGAACAUUUUUUUUAUUGGUUUUCACAACAUUAUAAGACAAACAAACAUAAAUCAUAGCCUUAUUGAAAAUAACACUUGUUAACCUUGUUAAGGGACUUCCUCGCUUCCCCUUGGUUGAAUUUCAUUGCAUGUCCUUUUAACGGUUUUCCAAAUCACAGUUCUUAUAAAAUUUAACUUAAACUUUAACAUCCUUAGGGUUUUGAAGGGCUUUGAGGCUCAGGGAGUGUCCGAGACGCAGCCCCUCUCUUUUGGGGAGCUCAAGUGUGAGGUAAAGGGUAAAGGUACCCCUGACCAUUAGGUCCAUUCGUGACCGACUCUGGGGUUGCGGCGCUCAUCUCGCUUUAUUGGCCGAGGGAGCCGGCGUACAGCUUCCGGGUCAUGUGGCCAGCAGGACUAAGCCGCUUCUGGCGAACCAGAGCAGCGCACGGAAACACCGUUUACCUUCCCGCUGGAGCGGUACCUAUUUAUCUACUUGCACUUUGACGUGCUUUCGAACUGCUAGGUUGGCAGGAGCAGGGACCGAACAACAGGAGCUCACGCCGUCGCGGGGAUUUGAACCGCUGACCUUCUGAUCGGCAGGUCCUAGGCUCCGUGGUUUAACCCACAGCAGCACCCGCGUCCCUAGCUCAGGUGUAGGGAGAGAAAAUAGUUGUGCCACAAGAGCACAACCUCUGGGAACCGCAGUUUACCUUUCUCCGAGCUACAAUUCCCAGCACCCUUAACAAACGGCAUUCCCCAGGAUAUUUUGGGGGAAAGAAUGUGCUUUCAAUGUGCAGUGUGAAUGUGAAAGGUGUUGAAUGUCAGGGUGUCUGAAGCUCUGAGACCCCUUGACCGGUGACUUAAAUUUUUCUCACUUAAAUCUUCCUCGCUUUCUUAAUGUCAGCUGGCACAGCUCUGUUUAGGACUUGCUCUAUUGUUCCACCAUUGUUUUCUUUCUUUAUGCCCCUUCUCUGGAGUCUGGUACUUGUGGUUCGUCGAUUUAUAUGGGCUUAGUUCGUUCCCGUGGUUUCAGAGCAGAAAAUUCUGCUCAAUGAUGGAAAAAGAGCUCUAGCUGUUAGGUGUGAAAGUCGCCAAAGUGAAUCACUGCUUCGGUUGUUCAUUCAUUCCAGGAAACAGAAUGCCAAGAUUGGGUCGAAAUUUUAUAUAUAAAUAUAUAUACAUAGAAAAUGACAGGCACUGCAUCCAGUAAGCGUAUUUCUAAAAAGAGGAGUUCGAUAAAUUGGAAAUUGGGGGGCGAGUGGUUGUAGGGAGAACCCUGUUAGAGACUUACAUACUCUGUGGGACCAAGGUGAGAAUUUCUGGCAUCUUCUCAUCUUGGUGGGGGGGUGGGAGAACCAGUGGAGCUCAGGUCCAGAUGAGGUGAUGGAGAGGAACAGGAGCACACACCCCCCUUGAAGAAAAUCUGCCUGCUUGUCUGGUUAUGAAAAAGGAGGGCAGGCGAUAUCGCAAAAUUAUAACGUGUCUUCUGCACAGCAAAUUGUUGUAUGGGCUUCUGUUAUGCAUCUCAGAGGGGAAUUGCAGGUUUCUUUACUGGCUGCGGGGUACAGAUGCUAUUGCUGGGUCACAGACCCAUGGGAUGUAGCUGUCUGCCUGCUUUCGUUCUCUUCGCUGCUAUUCUGGAAGACGAGAAGCCAACUUUGCCCUCUCCCUCCAGAUGUGAUGGAGCGGGAGGGGAGGGGUGUUGUCAAAGCCAAAGGGUCCAAUGUUUAGUUCUUGCCUUCUCUUCCUCCAGAGGUGUAGUUCUCAAAUCUACAUGAUCAUUGGAAAUGUACUCUGCAUAUGCUCAGAGGCACACCUGCGUCGUCACCUUUUUUUCAGAGCUGAGCCCAGAUUUGGACUCUGGCUUUAGAGCUGAGGCCGGAUGCAAGGCGAUCCCUCUUUGAGAUUAGAGUUGUUGCCGUUCCGUGAUGAUUUUGAGUGAGGGUGUUUCGUUGGCACAGCUUUCUUUGCUCAAGGACUGGCAUGGGGAGACGGCAGCAACCUGGGAUUUGCCACUGCAUCAGAGCUGCAGGACUUGAUGCUGGCAUGGAGAGGAAGGGAAGGCAAUGGAGCUGGCUGCCGCUUUUGUGCAGGCUGUGUUUGCCAGAGGGAUUAAUUUGGAAGAGUUCAAUGUGACUUGCUUGGCACCGCAAAAUCGAUCAUGUGCCAUAAAGGUGUAUGAGGGAGACAGAGUCUCCCGCCUCCCCCAAAGCUUUGGGAAAUGUGUGUGUGUGUGUUUGUGUGUGGUUGGAACAGGUGCGAGGAAGGGCAGAAUUUUUUAUUGUGUUUCCAAAAAUGGAAAAAUUACACACCACCCCAGUUUAAAAAAAAAAAGUGUACAGACUGUUAUGAAAGCUUUUCUCUAAGGAUAGGUAGAACACGAGACCCACUCAGAGCUAGAGAAAUCCUAGGAAGUUGUCUAGGCACUAGAACUUUUUGCGUUGUGCCUAAGAAGUUGAAAUAUUUUUCUAAUGCUAAUUUGAAACUGCCUUCCGCUUGAUUGAAUUUUCUGGGAAAUUCAAACGUCUAUGUACCAACCUAAGUUAUCUGAACAGAAGAUUUUUAAAAACAUGCUCUGGCCAAGAUUAGUUCUACUCCCGAGUAGACCUUUUGAAAUUAGAAGGCACCGGUGCUAUUUUUCUAGAAAAAAAGGCGCCAGAGCUCACCAUGAAAGCCUCCCUUGUUCUCCUUGAGAGGUGGCCGGAACUGAGUUCCUGUGGGUUCUGGCUGGGAAAAAAAUGCCCUGGAAGGCAGAAAUAACUUGGGUAUAUUAAGUUCAACAGGUCCACUCUUGAGUAGAACAACCCUAUAUAUUCAGAGUUGCUCAGCUGGUAGAGCAGGGGUCAGCAAACUUUUUCAGCAGGGGGCCAGUACACUGUCCCUCAGACCUUGUGGGGGGCCGGACUAUAUUUGGGGGGGACGACGAAUUCCUAUGCCCCACAAAUAACCCAGAGAUGCAUUCUAAAUAAAAGCACACAUUCUACUCAUGUAAAAACACACUGAUUCCCAGACCGUCCACGGGCUGGAUUGAGAAGGCGAUUGGGCCGGAUCCGGCCCCCGGGCCUUAGUUUGCCUACCCAUGUGGUAGAACAUGAGACUCGAGUUAUGGGUUCGAGUCCCUUGUUGGGCAAAAGAUUCCUGCGUUGUAGGGGGCUGGACUAGAUGGCUCUUGUGGUCCCUUCCAACUUUGCAGUUCUGUGAUUCUGUCCUUAAGAGCCCAGUAGAACAGUCACCCUCUACUGAACACUGUUUCCAUCCCUCGGCCUUUCAGUGAGAACAAAAUGUUAUUUAAAAUGAAGGCCCUCUCUUGCAUUUAUUAAACAGUCUAAUCAGUCCUGCAGCCAAAGAUCAGGCUGGUUAGCACGAAUCAAGAUGUAACAUGCAGCCCUCUCAGCAAUUCCCCACCCUCCCUCCUUGGUUCCCCCAUUCAUAUUCUCCCACCCUCCAAAAUUUUACCUGUCCAAUUCCUGCCUCCCCCCUUCAGCUCAGUAUUCCCUCUUUCCUUCAGACCUCUGUCUCCGCCCAUUCUUCCCUCAAGUUCCUGCUCCUCAUCCUGCUUCACCAUUCUGGGCACCUUGCCCAUUUCCUCUAUACCAUCUAGGACUCCUUCCCACUCCACCGCUUGCCGUUCAGUCUUUCUGCCUGCUUGGGACCAGUUCCCUGCUCUGGUCUUGCGAAAGGACAUAGGGUCUCCUGUUUCCAGGUUCUGCGUGAGGUUUCUCCCAGCCGAAAUGACUUUCCCCCUUCCCUCACAGAAGCAGCAAUAUCUGCUUGCAGUGCUUCUGCUGACACCCUUCCCUGACACCCUUCCCUAUUAAAUCAUUUUUUAUCUGACCUCCCAUUAUUUCUUCACAAUGUAACCACUCAUAUCCCUUAUUUAAUAUUUACUUUAAUAGUGGCUGAAUUUUUGAGUGCUGUCCAUGUAGAAAUACAUUAUAAAGAGAUUUAAAGGUAAAGGGACCCCUGACCAUUAGGUCCAGUCGUGACCGACUCUGGGAUUGCGGCGCUCAUCUCUCUUUAUUGGCCAAGGGAGCCGGCGUACAGCUUCCCGGUCAUGUGGCCAGCAUGACUAAGCCGCUUCUGGCGAACCAGAGCAGCGCACGGAAACGCUGUUUACCUUCCUGCCGGAGUGGUACCUAUUUAUCUACUUCCACUUUGUGCUUUCAAACUGCUAGGUUGGCAGGAGCAGGGACCGAGCAACGGGAGCUCACCCCGUCGCAGGGAUUCGAACCGCCGACCUUCCAAUCCGCAAGUCCUAGGCUCUGUGGUUAACCCACAGCGCUACCCGCUUCCCAUAAAGAGAUUUAGUGGUUCUUAAUUGAUUGGUGAUGUGGUAGUGUUGUAUUAUAUUAUUUAUGCAAAUUGAUUUUCUCUGGAGUUAAAGAUCUGGUUGGAACAAACCCUGUAUUGCUGAGCUCGUAUUUUGCACAAUUUGAAUAUGGUGUAUGUUUGAUAAUGUGUGGUUUGCUGUACCUAAUACCUAAUGCUGUGCUUAAUAAAGGAUAUUUGAUUAGAAUGUUUGUGAACAUUCCCUUCCAAACCAGUCCAAACCAGUAGCCAAUGUGGGAAGAAGUAGGUGGGCACAUUUUAGCCUAUAAAAUAUACAAAUAUGAAGGAGUUGGUUGCGUCUUACGCAUGUCUUCGUUUACUUAAGGUCAUUAUGAAAGGCCAAACAUUAUGUGUCAUUGGUGCAUUGAGUUAAAAUAAAGGAAGGACAGCCGAGGCUGGCAUUUUGGAAAUUUAUUAAUGUUUAAGUUUCGCUCUUUUCGUUCCAAGAGUGGCUAGGGCUCGUUGCAGUUCACCGGGCCCUGACUACACUGAUACGGUUCGCGUGUAUGUGGUAGGAGAAUAUGAGCUUUAUUUUGCCCGAAGUUUUCUUUUCUACAGACGUUUGCAUUUUGCAGCCAAAAAAAGGGAAAGAAAUAGAACUUUUCUCUGCAAUGUAGCAAGUUUCAGAGGUGUGGCUAGGUUGAUUUAUUACACACACAAACUUGCAUGCUCAACUUGCGGCACCUUGAAAGGCAAACAGAUUUAUUGUGGCGUGCGCUUUCAGAGCAGUGUGCUAGAUUGAGGGCUGGAUAAAUUCAAUCCAACUUUCCUCGUGAAUCCUCGUUCAGCCAUUCCGUGCGGUCUCCCUUUGAAGCUUGAAGAACGGCAACUUUCAGGUCAGCAGGCAGAGCACUCUGGAAGACCGGCUUCUGAAUGCGAUCGUUUUUUAUUGAUGUCCAUUGAUUGUUUUGCGAGGAAAAGAUCAGCUUCCAGUGUUCAGCGUGCCAGCCAUCACAACCUCUUGAGGGGGGUAGUUCCAUAGUUCGUGUUGCAUGAAGAAGGACUUUCUGAAUAUUCCAAUGAAUUCUAGACUUAUGGUAAAGGUAAAGGGACCCCUGACCAUUAGGUCCAGUCGUGACCGACUCUGGGGUUGCGGCGCUCAUCUCGCUUUAUUGGCCGAGGGAGCCAGCGUACAGGUCAUGUGGCCAGCAUGACUAAGCCACUUCUGGCGAACCAGAGCAGCGCACGGAAACACCGUUUACCUUCCUGCCGGAGUGGUACCUAUUUAUCUACUUGCACUUUGACGUGCUUUCGAACUGCUAGUUUGGCAGGAGCUGGGACCGAGCAACGGGAGCUCACCCCGUUGUGGGGAUUCAAACCACCGGCCUUCUGAUCGGCAAGUCCUAGGCUCUGUGGUUUAACCCACAGCGCCACCCGCGUCUCUUUCUAGACUUAUGAGAGAGGGAGAAAAAAGUUUUCUAUCCUGUUUCACCAUGCUAUGCAUGUUGAAGCUUUUACUCGGUGGGCAGGGGUGUUCUCCACCCCCCUGAUGAUGUCGGUUGCCCUUUCCCAAACCUUUUCCAGCUCUGCACUCUCCUUUUUUAGUUGAGGCGACCAGAACCAUACAUAGUAUUCCAAAUGCAGUCGCACCAUAGAUUUUUAUAACAGCGUUAUAAUAUCCGCAGUUUUAUUUUCAGCUCUUUUCCUCAUGGUUCCCAACAUGGAAUUCACUCAAGGCCAGUUCAGAAUCCAUUAGUAUAUUUGUGAAAUGAAGAUAUUUAAUAUUAUGACGCUUGUUUUACUGAAUUUUACUGCUCAUCCGCUCAGUUUGGAAAGGUCUCUUUGAAGCGCCCCUCAGUCCCUUUUUGUUUUAUCCACCCCGAACAAUUUCAUAUCACCAGAAAACUUGGCUGCCUCACUGCUCACCCCGAACUCUAGGUCAUGUGUGAACAAGUUUAAAAGAACAGGUUCCCAAUACUGAUCCUUCGAGGAUUCUACUUUCUGCAUUCUUCCGUCUGGAGAACUGCCAAUUAUUCCUGCCCUGUAUCUCUUACUGUCGCUCUGACGCCGACCUGAAAGGCACUGUUUUCCAGUGGGUGGGGGACUUCAAAGGCUGAAAUAGAUGAACUGGAAUUUACCAGUAAAUUUGAUUUUAUUUACUUAGGACUCAAUCAGGUCCAAGGUUUUCUCUCCCGCUACAGCGUUAAGUAAGCACAGUAAAGCUAGGAAGAUUGUGUUAUCACCAAGUACUGUCACCUUGAGUUGUCACUGCGCUUAACUUGUAUACAGACUGUGCACCUGACAUUUCUUCGUUUUGUAUAAGCGCACAGACACACCCAACUGAAGAUGACACUCGAAGGUGCCAUAAGACUCUGUUGUUGUUUUUCUUUAUUGUCACCGCAAUGUCUCUGGGAACCUCCUAGUCCUCUAGCAGUCCAAAUAAAGAUGAUACUUGAGGAUUCUUAAGUCACUGGUGGCUGCUUAGACACGUUUCCUUCAUCCUAUCUGCUGUGGCUUCUUGGCCAUGUCCGAAAAACCAAGAAGUCACCCUCUAUUCUUUUUGUCCUACUGACUCGCGAGUGUGGCCACCCAUCUUUGGCCUUUGCUCUCUGUUUAUCCCCAAAUUGCACCGAAUCAGGUGUUGAGGCUACCUCUGGACUCAUACAUGUUGGGAAGUUUAACUCCUGAAUAAUCAGAAUAAUCCAAACAGGUGAAGGCAGCCGUCUUCAAAAUUAGCCAGGCGCACUUUGCACCCAUGCUUUCAACCACUUGUGACCAAGUGAAGAUGACUGGGCACCAGAAUGGUGCCUGAUAUCUCCACCAUCUGGGGAUCAUUGGAUCGGGACUGCUUUCACACACUUAACACCCCACCCUAUAGAAUUCUAUCAGUUAUAUUUUAUCUAUACAAUCGGGAUGAAUUUCGGGAACCGAAAUGCGUUUUCUGUGCAGCCUGAGCAGGAACAGUCACCACUAAGGAAAAGAGCUCAGAAUGGGCCAAUAUAUAUGUUGGCUGAUCUGGAUCAAGUGACUUUUCUUCUUUCAGUUCUCAAAACUCUUAAGCUAGCUCAAGAUAGUCCUCCGAACUAGCCAGACAUUUAACUGAGAAUCAGUCACAGUCAGUCCAUCGUUUGAAAAAUAAGGCUUUUGAGCCGUUUGGCUCCAAAACGGCAACUAGACAUUCUGUUUUGGCUGUUUUGGGACUACAGUUCCCAUCAUCCUUGACCACUGGUCCUGUUAGCUAGGGAUGAUGGGAGUUGUAGUCCCAAAACAGCUGGAGGGCCAAGUUUGGCCAUGCCUGGUUUAAGGAGUCUUCCUGCACCCAGCUUAUAUAUCUGAGUUUCUAACACAGGAAGGAAGGCUACUUAAGGUCACUUUGAGGGGUGAGUGGUGCUAGGUUUGGAUAGGUUUUUUAAAAUGUUGAGGUUUACUGUUGUAAUAUGGCUUCUCAGUGCAGGCACCGAAUUCAUUUGGAAUUAUAACCAAAAGCCUCUGUAGACAAACGGGACUAAAUUGACAUAGUGGUCAUUUCCACCAAGUAUUUUACAUUGGUUAACAAGUUAAAAGCAUCAUCAUCAACAUGAGAAAUAACCUGUUGUUCCCCCCGAAAAUGCAACGCCAAAAAGCUUUUGCCAGACUCUUGUUUUGAACAGAUGGAAUCAAAGGUUCAACUGGGGAGAUCUGGGGGCAUCCCAGUCCAAGAGGGAUUAUGUAUCUGUGGGGCAGCAGAUUUAGUGAGUAGGGUUGCCCCACUAUAUUCUUGAAUGCCAGCUUUAUUCUGAUUUUAGAGAACUCUUUCCAAAGAGCAGUUCAGUAUGAGGGAAUGACAGAAAAAAUUAACUUUAUGUUACAAUGAACUGAUCACAGCUUUUGCUGUAUAGGCUUCCAGUCCUGGGAAAAUAUAUUUGGAAUCCAUUUCAGUUCACUGCUAUACAGAUGCCACAGUUUCCCCUAUCUGGUUUGUUUUUAACAAACACAGUGGUACCUCGGUUUACGAACUUAAUCUGUUCCGGAAGCCCGUUCUUAAACCAAAACCAUUCUUAAACCAAGGCAUGCUUUCCCUAAUGAGGCCUUCCACCAACGGUGCCCUUCCACCGUUCGGAUUCCGUUCUUAGACCGAGGUAAAGUUCUCAAACCAAGACACUAUUUCCAGUUUUGUGGAGAUUGUAAACCAAAUCGUUCUUAAACUGGACUGUUCUUAAACCAAGGUACCACUGUACUACAAAACUUUGUCCGUGUAUGCUUUCUGCAUUGCAUCGGAAAUGUGUGCCUUAAGUGGACACCUUCCAUGUGGUUAGUUUGUUUUGUCUUAGAAUCAUAGAAUUGUAGAGUUGGAAGGGACCAACUAGUCCAGUCCCCCCCUGCAAGGCAGAAAUAUUUUUACCCAAUGUGGGGCUCAAACCUACAAUCCUGAGAUUAAACUCUGCCAUCUUAAAAGGUAAAGGGACCCCUGACCAUUAGGUCCAGUCAUGUCUGACUCUGGGGUUGCAGCACUCAUCUCGCUUUACUGGCAGAGGGAGCCGGCGUACAGCUUCCGGGUCAUGUGGCCAGCAUGACUGAGCUGCUUCUGGCGAACCAGAGCAGCGCACGGAAACACUGUAUACCUUCCCGCUGGAGCGGUACCUAUUUAUCUACUUGGACUUGACGUGCUUUCGAACUGCUAGGUUGGCAGGAGUUGGGACCGAGCAACGGGAGCUCACCCCGUCGCGGGGAUUCGAACCGCCACCUUCUGAUCGGCAAGUCCUAGGCUCUGCCAGCUUAGCUUCAGGCUAAUUCAGCCAAUUCUUUUCUGCUUUUGAACACGAGAUUUGCAGCCUGGCUUUGGGGUCAUACGGCCCUGAAUCUUCCUGGCGGCUGUGAUUUACUGCUGUCCAAAGUGGACCUCAGCCCCCCUGAGGCAUGUGGUCUCAGCAGGGUCCCAAGUCCUUAUUUGCCAGGUUGAGGGCUGGAACUGAAAACUCGUAUGACAGUUGUGGGUGGCUUGCCCUGUUUUCUGUGCUGAUGUUCUGGGAGCUUUCUCUUUUUAGGGACGCGGGUGAUGCUGUGGUCUAAGCCACUGAGCCUCUUGGGCUUGCCGAUCAAAAGGUUGGCGGUUCGAAUCCCCGCGACGGGGUGAGCUCCCGUUGCUCUGUCCCAGCCCCUGCCAACCUAGCAGUUUGAAAGCACGCCAGUGACAAACCUAGACAGCAUUUUAAAAAGCAGAGAUAUCACCUUGCCAACAAAGGUCUGUAUAGUUAAAGCUAUGGUUUUCCCAGUAGUGAUGUAUGGAAGUGAGAGCUGGACCAUAAAGAAGGCUGAUCGCCAAAGAAUUGAUGCUUUUGAAUUAUGGUGCUGGAGGAGACUCUUGAGAGUCCCAUGGACUGCAAGAAGAUCAAACCUAUCCAUUCUUAAGGAAAUCAGCCCUGAGUGCUCACUGGAAGGACAGAUCGUGAAGCUGAGGCUCCAAUACUUUGGCCACCACAUGAGAAGAGAAGGCUCCCUGGAAAAGACCCUGAUGUUGGGAAAGAUGGAGGGCACAAGGAGAGGGGACGACAGAGGAUGAGAUGGUUGGACAGUGUUCUCGAAGCUACAAACAUGAGUUUGACCAAACUGUGGGAGGCAGUGGAAGACAGGAGUGCCUGACAUGCUCUGGUCCAUGGGGUCACGAAGAGUCGGACACGACUAAACGACUAAACAACAAAAAUGGCAGGAAAGUAAACGGCAUUUCCAUGCGCUCUGGUUUCCGUCACUGUGUCCCAUUGCAGCAGAAGCGGUUUAGUCCUGCUGGCCACAUGACCUGGAAAGCUGUCUGUGGGCAAACACUGGCUCCCUCGGCCUGAAAGCGAGAUGAGCGCUGCAACCCCAUAGUCGCCUUUGGCUGGACUUAACUGUCCAGGUGUCCUUUACCUUUACCUAUUACCUGUUUCUCUUUUUGUUGCCCUAGGCCUGUUAGCCAUCACUCUGGGGCAAAGUCUGGAGUACUGAAUGGAAUACUACCAGUAAACUGCAUUCCCAUGGGGCUGGUUCAGAUUUCCUGCUCACCUAGCUCCAUCCAUUCCCAGAGGAGUAGUGCUUACCUCUGGGAAUGCAUGGAACUUUGGAAGACAGCAUAAAUGGGCUUAGUAACAGUCGGUGUUUUAUUUACAUAUUUAUUUAAAAGGUAGGUGCUGGUACCAGGCUCCAGCUAAACUCUGCACCCUAUGGCCUGUGUUAUAAAUUUGCCAGGCACGUUUUGCUACUGGCAUGGGUCCACUUGUGACUGCAAAGAGAUUUCUGAGUUGGCGGCCUCAGUUUAAAAAUCUCUGCCUUAAAACUGUUUCCCCUGUGUGUGUGUGUGUGUGUGUGUGUGUGUGUGUUUCUCCUUGCGUACAAGUGAAUUGUUGGAAGAGCAAGCUACAUCAAGCGACGCGGUUGAGAUCAUAGAAUCAUAGAAUUUUAGCUCUGAAAGGGACUCUGAGAGUCGCCUAGUCCAUUUGGCACCUAGCUUAUAAACUGAGUUUCUAACACUGCCUGUGACUUUGAAACCCUUCCUUUGUCCUCUAAUCUCAGACAUACAACGAGAGGCUUUGGGGUAGAUAGGAGGGGAGACACACACUCUGUUUAUAAUGGACAAUUAUGACUUCCAGGGACUUAAGGCUAAGCCCGAUCCAGCCACUUGUUUGUUAUUAGGCAAUACAGGAAUAUUUCAAGUAAAUGAAUAUAUAAUCCUGCAGUGGCGUAGCGUUUCUUCCUUCUCCAGUGACACUCUUCGAUUUGCAGAUGUUUUUCAGGAGGCCAACUAAAAAUAAGGAACAUUUAUCAAGCUUUUCCAAGUCUCUCUCUCUCUCUUUUUUUAAGCAGUCCUUGUGCUGGGGAUAAGCCUCUUUCACAAACACAGGAUUUACUGUCACUUGUUCGCCUUUUAAAAAAUAGCUCUGUCCUAUUUUCUCUCGCAGUGGAUCAUUAUGUUGCCUUUUAAAACAUCUGCGGCCAGCAAACCACAAACCUGAGCUAUUGGGACCCAGCCUCCCCAUCCGAAAAGUUCUGCCCGGGUCUAUUUCUGGUGUGCAGAUUUAAAUUUAAAGCAUCGUUUUAUUGCUGGCCUUCUUUUUGGGGGUGGGGGGUGGGGAAAGAGGUAGCGAAUACCGUCUGGAGCUGUCUAACCAAUAUUUGCUGAGGACGACUAUUUUUUGCAUGUAUUAGUGGGCACGGGAACCAGCGAACAUUGGGUGCACCUCUGAGGGUCCCUAGAGAAAGGGGAACAGAUUCGAGGCUCAGUGCUGGGGACCCAUAAUCCAGAGGCCUGAACAAAUAUUUCAAAUGCAUAAAUGCAAGCCUUAAUACUUCCAGGUACCACUCCCUCCUCAGAAGGCCUGGAAUUAUUUCCAGGCACCUGCGUAAGGUGGGCAGGUCUUUUUAGGCCUCAGUGACGGGUGCUGUGGUGAGGUGACAACGUCAGAGGGCGACUUGUCACCUGCCCCUGCAGCAUAAGUUCACCUAAUUAAUUUCAUAAUUAUUUUACAGCAUAAUUAAUUUCAUAAUUAUGUUGCAGCAUAAUUCAUUUUGUAAUUAUUUUACAGCAUAAUUCAUUUCGUAAUUAUUUUACAGCAGUGGUUUUCAAAGGGUGUGGCGGGAGAGGAUGGCAAACGUGACUGUGAGAUUUGAGGACAAUCAAUAUUCUAUUAAGGGAAUUAUUUGGGUUCAUAUGUAGCUGCAUUGUUUUAGUCUUUCUGGGUCUCCCAUGAUCAUAUUAUAAAGUAGCUGCGUUCUGUGUUAUAAAUCAAGCACUGCCAGGAGUGGUUUCUUUUUUUCUUUUUUUUUCUUUUUUGCUUUCCAAUGUAUUUCUUAGCAAUAAUAAUAAUAAUAAUAAUAAUAAAAAUUGGUGUGGCGCGAACCAGUUUUUGUUCUGGAAGUGUGUCCCAGAGGGAAAAGUUAGACAGCCACUGAGUUAUAGGCUCUGUACCUCAGAGGCUUGGAACGGAUAACAAUGCUUUAAUUUAAAAUAAGACAGAAAUAAAUGCCACACUCUUCUUAUAUGAUACCUCUCCCCUGCUACUUGAGCUCAGUCGCCAAAUAGCUGCCCCGGUUGUGGGUGGCCUCCCAGGAAAUGGGAAUUGCUGGCAAGGGACUCUGUGUCUUAGUUUCAGGGCUGAUAUCGCUUCCACCGCGAGGCUCCCGGUCUCUGCAGAUGGGGUGCAAGCACUGGGGUUAAAACUAAAACUAAAAGAAGUUCCAGGCCUCAAGUUUGCUUUGAAGUUGGAUCUUGGGGUCUGAAGACUCUCCUCCCCAAUGAGUGUUUUCAUGGGCUGGAAAGGGAGAGGCUAUAGGGUUCUUUCAUUUCUUUAAAAAAUUAAAUACAACACAUAAAAAGGGGUUUGAAAAAGAAAGAAAGAAGGAAGGAAGGAAAAAACAAAAGGUAUAUAUUACGAAAACAAUUGUUAACAGUUAACAUUAUGUCCAAAAGACUGAUAACUGCUGCAUUAGAAAGAUAAAUGUAAAUGAUUAAGAAAUUGCCGUAGAAGGCUUUCUGUAAAAGCGUUUGAUCUAUAAUGCAGUAGAAAAAGGGUUUGAACAAAAACCCUGUGGAGAUGAGAGUGGGAAGUCAAUUUGUGGAGCUAUUCAAUCAAAUGGCGAAAUUUUAGAAACAGAAUUAAAAAAUUAUAGUACGAAAACAAAGAAAGAUAAAUGUACAGCUCCAUUUAGCCAAUGGAUCGAAGACCUUACUACGCUUGCCCAUCUGCGAGUGGAUUGCUCAUAGGUGUAGACUUUGCGUGGACAAGUGAAAUGGAAUUUGGAACUGGUUUAUGGAAAAAGCAGUAGGUUGUAAGUUGCAGGUGUUAACUGGGCUCAAACCUAACCCACAAGUGAAUCCCAGUUAAUCCCAUUUAUCGCCUUCUGAGUCUUUUUCGUCCUUGUGAAAACUGCAAGAACCCAGCUAGGGGCAGUGUGUGUGUGUGUGUGUGUGUGUGUGUGUGUUGGGGUGUCAUUGAAGGAAGGCGUCUUUCUAGGCUUGGCACUCUCCCUCUUGUCUAAUCCUGAUUUAUCUUGCUCUCUCCCUUCCUCUUAGAGCUUCGUCUAUAUCACAUUACCCAGGGUUGCAGCAAAGGCCUUGGAACACCGUCAGCCAAGUGUCAUUUCUCUGGGCAGCUGUUGUUUGCACCCAGUGCCCUAGCUGGACAGGGGGGCUCUGGGUUAAAAUAUAUAGGGGCAGGCUGUGGUCCUUAGCUCUAGAGACAAGUAUGCUGCCUGCCUUCCAGCACUCAGAAGGGCUUUUCAAGGAAGACAAGGAGAACAGGAUGCUGCCUUAUAGCAAGUGAGACCGGGACUCGAACCCAAGACCUUCUGGAUGCAAAACAGACGCUCUGCCCCUCCGCUGUAGAGAGGCAUGGAGUGAAGUGCCUGAAAAACAGAAAUAACUGGAUCCACUUUCUGACACAGGAUAUCUGUGAGAACGCUCUGCAAAUUAAAAAAGUGCUGCUGUCCUCUAGGGCAGGGGUAGACAAACUAAGGCCUGGGGGCCGGUUGCGGCCCAAUUGCCUUCUCAAUCCGGCCCAUGGACAGUCCGAGAAUCAGUGUGUUUUUACACGAGUAGAAUGUGUCCUUUUAUUUAAAAUGCAUCUCUGGGUUAUUUGUGGGGCAUAGGAAUUUGUUCAUUUCCCCCCCAAAAAUACCGUCCGGCCCACCACAUGGUCUGAGGGACGGUGGACCGGCCCACGGCUGAAAAAGAUUGCUGAAUAAUAAUAAUAAUAAUUUAUUUAUACCCCGCCCAUCUGGCUGGGUUUCCCCAGCCACUCUGGGCGGCUUCCAACAAAAUAUUAAAAUACAAUAAUGUCUCAAACAUUAAAAGCUUCCCUAAACAGGGCUGCCUUCCGAUGUCGUCUAAAAGUCUGGUAGUUGUUGUUCUCUUUGACAUCUGGUGGGAGGGCGUUCCACAGGGAGGGUGCCACUACCGAGAAGGCCCUCUGCCUGGUUCCCUGUAACUUGGCUUCUCGUAGUGAGGGAACUGCCAGAAGGCCCUUGGCGCUGGACCUCAGUGUCCGGGUAGAACGAUGGGGGUGGAGACGCUCCUUCAGAUAUACUGGACCAAGGCCGUUUAGGGCUUUAAAGGUCAGCACCAACACUGCUCUAGGGUGUAGGCUGGUUGUGGUCUAGUGGCCUGAAUAGACCAUUUUAGCCUAAUGAACCCUACCUUGUCAAGGUGAGAGCUGGUAGAUUAUUACGGCUCCGUGUAAAGUCUGAACCAUGGCUCAGGACAACCCUGGUUUUGAAUCUUGCAUCUCCAGUAAGCAGUCUUGGGCAAGUCACUCGCAUUCCCUCCCUCCCUCCGUGGGUUGGAUUCGAACCUUGGUCUCUCAGGUCUUAGUCCAGCACUAACCACUGUACCACACUGUCUCCUCUUUCUCCAGGCGGGGACACUUUCAGUUUCCUCUGUCUCCGUAUUGUCCCUGUAGCAUUCAGCGUGGAGAAGGAUGGGGACAAACUUGGAAUCAGGUGUCUCUGGCGCCUGUUAGUCUCCCCAGCUUCCACCCUACUGUUCCCAAUGGGCACCAGUGUAUGGUCUAUUUUGGGGAAGAAGAAGCAAGCUAGGGACAGGCGUAUUAUGUCAGGUUGGUUCCCUGAGCAAAUAAAAGUUGGAAGGGCCUAGCUCAACCUUGUGUGAAAUGAGCCUUGGCCACAUUGGUUGUCACAGCAACUUUGGAGUCCGGCUGGGAUGCAGAUGGAACAAAGAGGCAAGGCCCCCUGUUUCGCGGCGCAGAGGGUCCAAUUUCAAGCAGCAGCGAGCUCAAGAGCCGAACAAAAUCCAUGUUGUACUCCUGUGUGGGCCACAAAACUCAGCAGGACUUGUAGAGAAGCGGUGGACGUCUUGACGGAAAUACAGUGGUACCUCAGGUUACACUUCAGGUUACAGACUCCGCUAACCCAGAAAUACUGUAUUUUCUGGCGUAUAAGACUACUUUUUAACCCAGGAAAAUCUUCUCAAAAGUCGGGGGUCGUCUUAUACACCGGCUACAGCAGCAGCUCCUGCAGCAGCUCCCCACCAAAGGACAAAACGACAACAAAUUAAAUUAGAGGACACCAAGCUCUCUAGAUGAAGCAGAAAUACGCUUGAAAAUUGGCCCCAGAAGCCCCUGGCCACUGGGAAGUGGAGCGGAUUUCCGAGCCGGACUGGAGACUGGUUUUUUAAAUUUUUAUUUGGUGUGCAUUGGAAGAGGGCUAGUCUUAUACGGCGAGUAUAUCCCAAACUCUGUAUUUUAACUGGAAACGUUGGGGGUUGUCUUAUACGCCCAGUCGUCUUAUAUGCCGGAAAAUACUAGUACUUCGGGUUAAGAACUUUGCUUCAGGAUGAGAACAGAAAUUGUGCUCCGGCGGCGCGGCAGCAGCAGGAGGCCCCAUUAGCUAAAGUGGUACCUCGGGUUAAGAACAGUUUCAGGUUAAGAACGGACCUCCAGAACGAAUUAAGUUCUUAACCCGAGGUACCACUGUACAGAGAAUCUCCAGGGCAAGGCGGAGCCUUACGCUGUCAGCACCCCAGGAUAGGAGCCGAUCAGGAGUGAGCUCUUCCAGGGGUGUGGGGUAGGAGUCCGGACGGAUCCACACCUUCUUUCCAAGGGGCAAACUGCCACUAAAAGUGGACCGUCUAGACUUGCGAACCGUAAAUCCCAGGAAUCUGAAUGACUUCAGAAAGCAAUUAAGUGUUCCCUUUCCUGAAGAUGUUAGGCUCUAAACUAAUAGCUUCUGGCAACCCUGUCUGGCAGUGGGGUAGCAGCUGAAGAAGAGGAAGAAGCUUAUUCGAUGCCUUAGCGAUUAGGGGACGGGGCUUCCAGGGUAGAGGGUAUCGCUUCUAGGAUGGCUUCUGUCUUCGAUGGCUUUCCUACAGCUUUUCUUUUGCUUUUUAUUUUGCAUUCUUGAUUAUCUGUGCUCACGAAAGUGUCAGGGCGGUUCUGUGCAGAUCCCACUUUCAAAACUGCUCUUACAAACGUCUUGGGGCAGACAUACUGUCUCAGUUCCAUUCAGUGCAUGUCCUAUAACUUAUGUGGGACCACAUAACACCGGUCCUGAGAGAUCUGCAUUGGCUCCCAGUAUGUUUCCGAGCACAAUUCAAAGUGUUGGUGCUGACCUUUAAAGCCCUAAACAGCCUCGGUCCUGUAUAUCUGAAGGAGCAUCUCCACCCCCAUCAUUCAGCCCGGACACUGAGAUCCAGCGCCGAGGGCCUUCUGGCGGUUCCCUCAUUGUGAGAAGUGGAGUUACAGGCAACCAGACAGAGGGCCUUCUCGGUAGUGGCACCCGCCCUGUGGAACGCCCUCCCCUCAGAUGUGAAGGAAAUAAGCAGCUAUUUUAUCUUUAAAAAGGCAGCCCCAUGGCCCAAUAGCCUUCUAAAUCUGGUCCACAGACGGUCUUGGAAUCACCGUGUUUUUACAUGAGUAGAAUAUGUCCUUUUAUUUAAAAUGCAUCUCUGGGUUAUUUGUGGGGCAUAGGAAUUAGUUCAUUUCCCCCCAAAAAAAUAUAGUCCGGCCCCCUACAAGGUCUGAGGAAGAAGUUUGCUGACCCCUGCUCUAACCAACUGAGCUAUCCUAUAGCUUUUUAUACCAUAAAUGUUCCAGAGUCAUUUGUUACCCUAGUUUUGUGGCACUAUAGCGCAGGAAGCAUCACCAAGCCGCCAAUAAAAGCAACAUGGUGUGUUAACAGUCCAGUGUAAAUCCACCACUAAUACGCUGUCGUUGCAUCAAUUGCAUGUUGCAGAAAACACCGACAAAAAUGCCAGUCUGGUGGGGACCUUGAGGUGUUCUUAAUCUACAUGGAUUGUGUGGAUGCAGAUUCAAAGUUUGAUAUAGCAAACUCUGGCACUUUUGGAAACACAUAUUUGCAAGCAUUUACUUCUACCGUAAAAAGAGCCAGUUCACACAUUCUGAUAGAUAUGGCACUGCUCUAAAGAUGGAAAGGCAGUACAUGCAGUACUAUCGCUUUGAUCAGAAUAUUGCAGCUUCUUUAAAGGUAAAGGGACCCCUGACCAUUAGGUCCAGUCAUGACCGACUCUGGGGUUGCAGCGCUCAUCUCGCUUUAUUGGCCGAGGGAGCCGGCGUACAGCCUCCGGGUCAUGUGGCAGCAGGACUAAGCCGCUUCUGGCGAACCAGAGCAGUGCAUGGAAAUGCUGUCUACCUUCCCGCCGGAGCAGUACCUAUUUAUCUACUUGAACUUUGACGUGCUUUUGAACUGCUAGGUUGGCAGGAGCAGGGACCGAGCAACGGGAGCUCACCCCGUUGCGGGGAUUUGAACCGCCGACCUUCUGAUCGGCAAGUCCUAGGCUCUGUGGUUUAACCCACAGCGCCACCCGCAUCCCUUGCAGCUUCUUUAGCACACUGUAAAAGUAUUUCACUCCAUCUCCGUAUAUUCGCAGUUCGCCUUUUUAUGCAGCUAGUUACAAAAAUCCGAUUUACCUAGCUGCUCCCCAUAACGUUUCACUAUCCUUUAGUGUAGUUGUGAAUUUAAUCCAGUUGAGCUGCUCCUAGAUUUUCCUGAUUGUAUCCAAUUUAUUUGGUUUGUGGGCAUUAGCAAACUGUGGCUCUUUCUGUGGCGCACCAGGCCUAAGAGGGUCUGCUGGAGCGCAUCCAGAAACCGAGGAGCUGAGGCCCCUACGGUUCAUAGAGACUGUAGUCAGGCUCCCCUUUCCUAUUGCACUGUUUCGCUCCUGAACAGCUACCACUCCUCAUGCAAGCUGCAGGGGCUCCUCUUCUUCCCGCCCCCCCUUGCUACAAAUGUGCCUUCAUUUAUGAAGCUGUUCUGGCCCCGUGUUUCUUUCCCUCGCCUCUCCUGUGCUGCGGACAAUGAAGCUUUCACAGGGGCUGACGGCACACAGUUGCAUCUGUAGCAAAACUUCAUAAACACCCCGAGUGUAAAAAUACGAACCGCCUCCAGCUCCACCACAGAGGCCCGGGCCAAUGAGGCCGUGAGGCGGUUCCCGCCGGCACAUGGCGGCAGUGUGGCCUAGCAGGUGGGCGCCGCGCCACCGGAAAGAGACGCAGCCGAAUCCCUGGCAGAGCGGCCGCUUUUAAAACACGUUCCGUCUGUCGUUCCCCCCGCCGUUUCUCUUCCAACUGAGCUCCCUUGAGGCGCAGAGAAGGGGUGGACCUGGGCUGCUGUGUUUGCCUCGGCAAUUUUCGCUCUUUUCGCAGCCAGCUCCUGCGAGCCAAAUGGCCCCCUCUGUUCCAGCUGCUUCUGGACGGAGCAGAGAGCUUGGUGCCGGCAGCAGUUCUGGCCCUUGCCCAACUGGGGUCCGAUUCUGGCUCGGCAGGAGAGAAGGCUGGAUCCUUGCCAUUGCCCUUUGCUCGUUUCUGCAGCUCGUCUGCCUGUCUGCGCUGCCCCCCACUCUCAAAUGUCCUCCCCACCCCCAACUUCAGGAGGAGGGCAGCCACGCCACAUGAGGUAGCAAUUAGAGGACAUAUUGUAUGAGCAAAAAAGGGGGGGCUCCAGAUGUUUGCCAGGGCAAAAAAACCCCUGUCCCAAACCUCACAUCCUGCAUAUGGAGUGCCUCGCCAGAGUGGUGCAUACUCUAGUUAUCUCCCGCAUGGACUACUGCAGUGCGCUCUACGUGGGGCUACCUUUGAAGGUGACCCGGAAACUACAACUAAUCCAGAAUGUGGCAGCUAGACUGGUGACUGGGAGCGGCCGCCAAGACCAUAUCACACCGGUCCUGAAAGACCUACAUUGGCUCCCAGUACGUUUCCGAGCACAAUUCAAAGUGUUGGUGCUGACCUUUAAAGCCCUAAAUGGCCUCGGUCCAGUAUACCUGAAGGAGCGUCUCCACCCCCAUCAUUCUACCCGGACACUGAGGUUCCCUCCCUGCAAGAAGUGAAGUUACAGGGAACCAGGCAGAGGGCCUUCUCAGUGGUGGCACCCACCCUGUGGAAUGCCCUCCCAUCAGAUUUCAAGGAAAUAAACAACUAUCUGACUUUUAGAAGACAUCUGAAGGCAGCCCUGUUUAGGGAGGUUUUUAAUGUUUGAUGUUUUAUCGUGUUGUUAAUAUUCUGUUGUGAGCCGCCCAGAGUGGCUAGGGAUGCCCAGCCAGAUGGGCAGGGUAUAAAUAUUAUUAUUAUUAUUAUUAUUAUUAUUAUUAUUAUUAUUAUUUGGCACAGCUACUGGGGACCCCCCUUCUGCAGCUGCAAAAUGAACCCAGGAGACCGGGCUCUGUGCGAUUUCUUCCUUGUACCUGCCCCCCCCUUAACCUUGGUUCUGCCAUUGUAGAUCCGGACACAGAAUGGCUAUAGCUCCUUUAGGAAGCUGGCUGCUUCUGGUUCCGUGUAUGUUUGCAGUGGCGGUGAUGGAAAGGUGGUUCUGGGAAGGACUUUUUUUACGGUUCCGUUUGGCUCUCCGGCGUUGGAGAAAGGCUGCAUUCAUCCCGUUCGGCUGCUGACGUCCGUGGAGCAAAACGGUGAUCAAAGAGAUUAGGGCGAUGUCUCCUUCCAGCUCCUCGGUCCAAAGCAGAGAACCUGGACGAAUUGCAGCGGGGAGGGACUGAAAUAUCACGAGGUGAUGAGAUCUUCUAGACAUCUCUCCCUGCUUUUUAUGUUGGGAAAUGCAAGUUUCCCCUCAGGGACCAUCUACCUGGGACUUGCGAGAGGGACUAGUUCAAACCAGGCAGGAUUGGUCUCGGCAACGUACUUUGCAGGAUUUUCUGCGUGUGUCAGACGCAGGGCUCUCUUGGACUCCUGUGAAAUGAAACGAGAACAGACCCCCCAUCAUUUUUUAGCUAGGCCAAUAUUACUCUGGGUCCACUUUUGCAGUAAAAUGAGUUGGGAGAGUACCCUGCAAAAGAGAGGUACUGCUUUUGAAUGCUCCCCUUCAGGGGAAAAAAAUGUCCUCGCAAAAAGAAAAGUAGAGUGUCAAGGAAAAAGAUUCUAACCUCCUCUUUUGGCUGCUACUCUGGUUUAUCUAUUUCUUGGAAGUUUUUAACUUGAAGCCUGAAAUGCUGCAAUGCAUUCUAGCAAUUUAGCAUGUUGUUGGCAUCUAUCAGUUUGAUUCCCUCCCUCUCUUUCUUUUUUCCUUUCUCCUCCUGUGGUGAGGCUGCAUUUUAAUGUUUUAAUUGUUUUAACAUUGCAUUUUAAUCUUGUUUUUUAAGUAGUAUUUCAAUCAACUUGUUUUUAUUAUUGGUUGUUAGCCGCCCUGAGCCCAGUCUUGGCUGGGGAGGGCGGGGUAUAAAGAAAAUUAUUAUUAUUAUUAUUAUUAUUAUUAUUAUUAUCUGUCUCACCUCGGUUUUCUAAGCAUCUGGGUAUGCUUGUCCAGCAGGAAAAGAGUACAGUUGAAGGCGCCUGCUUGAUGUCAAUAGGCAGGGAGUUCCAAAGGUAGGCACUGCCCCAGCCACACUAAACCAUCAAAUGUGGAACGGGUAUUAGGUGGCACCUGUAGUAGUGCCAAUUCUGCCAAUUGAAGUGGUGUGUAAAUAUAGUGGUGGAUAUAUGAAAACCAUAUACAGUGGUACCUUGGUUCUCGAACGUAAUUCGUCCCGGAUGGCCGUUCGACUUCUGAAACGUUCAAAAACCGAGGCGCAAAGGGUUCAAUUGAGAAAACUGAAAAACACACAGCGGAAGCCAUUCGACUUCUGAGGCGCAUUUGAAAACGGAAGCAUUUACUUUCAGGUUUUUGGCAUUCAAAAACUGAAAUGUUCGGCUUCUGAGACGCUCAAAAACCAAGGUACCACUGUAGAUAGAUUUAAUUCUAUCCAUGCUGAUUUUGUUGUUGUUAGUGAUCGUUUAUGCUUUUAGCUGUUCUUAUUUUAUCUGUAAGCCGCCUGGAGUCCCUGUCAGAGGAAAAGGUGGGGUAUAAAAAUUAAUAUUAAUCAUAAUAGCAUUUAUCAAGAAUUAAAAAUGUUCCUCACUCACAGAGUGUAGGUUUAGAAAAGUGCACAAAGGUGUAUUCAGAGUGAAACUCUUCCAUUCCCCGAGGGCUCCCCUUCCUCUGCAGGAAUUGCCACUCAUUGCCCGCUUCCCUGAUAAAAAUCACUAUUCCCAGGAGAUUUAACUGAACUCCCCAUCUUUAAAUUUCUACUCACUGGAGCCUGGUGCAGCCCCCCUCUGUGAGUUAAACACCCUCCUUUUUUAAAUGAGAUCCUCCUAAUCGAAUUAGCCACAGUAGAAGUUGGGGGAAGCCAGGAUGGUUCAAUAAAAAUCUGGCAAGCUUGGGAAGGAGCCCAUCUCUGUGAGCUUACCAGCUUCUUGGCGACGAAUUAAGUUGGCAGGCAAGUUGAACAGCACAAGGCAGUCAAGAAAGUCACCUUGCCACUCUUUUUGAUCUUACAAACCCCAACUUUUAACAGGAAGGGGUGGGAGCAGGUGGGGGGUGAACUUUAGAAGACAUUGACACCUUAAAUUGUAUGUCACAUGUCGAAAUUAAAAUGAGAGUUUUAAAGUUUGCUUACAUUACAAAAACUCAGUUUGGCUUUUUUGUUUGUUUAGUUUUUAUUUAUACUUUUCAAGUCUAAACAUUUCAUUGAUUUUACGAUCAAUUUAACAUUUCAGAAUUUGACUUCCCUCCCCCUCUUUCUGUGGUUCCUUUAAUUUAUUUUUUUAUAUACCUUCUGCAUAUCCAAAUUCAUUUCACUUGCUCAUUUAAUUAUCUACUGCAAAUAUAUACUCUCGUGAAACUGCAGGUUAGUACAAUAAUCCUGCCAAUGUUUUCAUCUGUUUACAAUUUCUCUGUAAAUAUUCAACAAAUCGUUUCCAUUCUUUUAUAAAAAGUUGGUUAUCUUGAUUUCUUACUAUUCCAGUACAUUUCACCAUUUCUGCAUAUUCCAUAAGUUUUUGUAUCCAUUCUUCCUCUGCUGGGACUUCUUCUUUCCAUUUUUGGGCAAUUAACAUUCUUGCUGCUGUAGUAGCAUACAUAAAUAAAUUUCUAUACAAUUUUUUUUGUCAAUACAAUAUUUUAUUGGUUUUUUUUCCAUAUUGCAUCACAAUAUAAAUAAACCAAAGCCAUCACCACAUCCUCCCCAUCCCCCAUAUAUCUGUCAAUCAAACCUAAUAUUCUCCCCCCCGCUUCCCUCCGCCCCCACUCAAUUUCCUCCACAUUCCGAGAUUACAUUUAUCUUUGCAUUUUACAACCUUGCCAAAUCUUCUAUAUAUUCUUAUUAUCUUUCCUUACUAAUUUACCUUCCCUCAGAUACUUUACAUUUUAAUCUAGGCAUAUUAGGAUUUCUUUUUUUGAGCAAUAUUUUACCAUAUAUUCAUCAAAACAUUCCCACUCCUUUUUAAAUUUUUGAUUCGAUUGGUUUCUUAUAAUAGCCGUUAGUUUUGCCAGAGUUAAGUAUUCAUUUAGUUUACAGAUCCAUUCCCCCCUUAUGGGUAGAGUUUGUGACUUCCACUUAGCAGCAAUCACUACUGUACUUGCUUAUAAGAUCCCCCCCCCCCCGUGGUAUCUCUUCCCCUAUCAAUCCAUUAUUAUUGAUAUUUUCAACAUCUUCUUUAAUUCUUCAUGUAUUACUGUCCAAAAUUUCUUAAUUUCCUCCUUCUUAAUUUCUGUACAAUUUAGGUAGUUCUGUCCCUAUAAUUCCCAAAAGAAAAGCUUCUGGGUUGUUGUUUUUUAAUAAAAGUUAUUCUGAACAUCCUUUUCGAUUCAUCGUAUAUCAUUUCCCAUUUCGUUUGCGUGACGUUGGCUGCCUCGGACGUUGGCCGUGCAGCUCUUAACGCUUCUGCCUUCUCCUUUCUCAGACGCGGAAGCUGUCCAAGAUGGAGCGUCAGCGCUUCAGCGAGGAGGUGGAGAUGCUGAAGGGGCUCCAGCACCCGAAUAUCGUCCGGUUCUACGACUCGUGGAAGUCUUCGGUGAAGGGGCAGGUCUGCAUCGUCCUGGUCACGGAACUCAUGACCUCAGGCACCCUCAAAACGUGAGCAUGAAACUGGCUGGGUGGUGACUGUGGGAAGGCGUCAGUGGGGAGAGGACCAUGGGGCCUCCGGGGCUUUUGGUCCCGAGAUAGUGGGGACGCCCACCAUUUCAUUUCACGGGGCCUAGGACCCUCGUACCUGCGGGAACGCCUCUCCUGGUAUGCCCCGUGGAGGAUCUUUGUUGUUGUUGUUUAGUCAUUUAGUCGUGUCCGACUCUUCGUGACCCCGUGGACCAGAGCACGCCAGGCACUCCUGUCUUCCACUGCCUCCUGCAGUUUGGUCAAACUCAUGCUGGUAGCUUCGAGAACACUGUCCAACCAUCUCGUCCUCUGUCGUCCCCUUCUCCUUGUGCCCUCCAUCUUUCCCAACAUCAGGGUCUUUUCCAGGGAGUCUUCUCUCUCAUGAGGUGGCCAAAGUACUGGAGCCUCAGCUUCAGGAUCUGUCCUUCCAGUGAGCACUCAGGGCUGAUUUCCUUAAGAAUGGAUAGGUUUGAUCUUCUUGCAGUCCAUGGGACUCUCAAGAGUCUCCUCCAGCACCAUAAUUCAAAAGCAUCAAUUCUUUGGCAAUCAGGCUUCUAUAUGGUCCAGCUCUCACUUCGUGGAGGACCUUAAGGUCCAUAAAUAGCAGUACAGUGGACGCUCGGGUUGCGAACGUGAUCCGUGUGAGAUGCACGUUCGGAACCCGCGUCUACACAUGCGCGGGUUGCGAUUCGGUCCUUCUAUGCAUGUGCAAAACGCGAUUUAGUGCUUCUGCUCAUGUGCGACCGCCGAAACCCGGAAGUAAUCCGUUCUGGUACUUCUGGGUUUUGGCGGUCCACAACCCGAAAAAACACAACCUGAAGCAUCUGUAACCCGAGGUAUGACUGUACUCUAGUGGUCCCGGGCCCUAAGGAAGUCAGAUUAGCCUCAACCAGGGCCAGGGCCUUUUUAACACUGGCUCCGGCCUGGUGGAAUGCUCUGUCUCAUGAGACCAGGGCCCUGUAGGAUCUGAUUUCUUUCCGCAGGGCCUGUAAGACAGAGUUGUUCUGCCUGGCCUUUGGCUUGGAGUCAGCCCAAUCCCCUCCCCCUCUUUCCUUUUCCUUCUGUGAUGGAACCCCUAUUUGGGGACUUCCCUGACUUUUUUCUGGCCCACAUAGGACCAGUCUGGAUAGUUGGCCUUGGUGAAGAUUUGACAUCCCCCCACCCUGCCCAAAAAACAACAACAGUUUUUUAUCUGGGCUUCCACUGAAAUGAAGCUGCUUUUUAAGUUGUAUUUUAAUCCUUUUUUUAAGUUGUAUUUUAAUCAGUUUUUUUUAUACUUGAUGUUAGCCACUUUUUAUAAAAGAAUGGAGAUGGUUUAUUGAAUAUUUACAGAUAAAUUGCAAACAGAUAAAAGCAUUAGCAGGAUUUUUGUAAUAACCUGCAGUUUCACAAGAGUAUAUAUUUAAAGUACAUAAACAAGUGAUCAAAUUAAAUGAAUUUGGAUAUGUGUGUGUGUGUGUGUGUGUGUGUGUGUGUAUAUAUAUGUGUGUGUGUGUGUGUGUGUGUGUAUAUAUGUGUGUGUGUAUGUAUGUAUGUGUGUGUGUGUAUAUAUAUAUAUAUAUAUAUAUAUAUAUUUUCAGGAACUGCAGAAAGAGGGGGAAGGAAGUCAAGUUUUGAAAUGUUAAAAUUAUGGAAAUGCAUAAACCUGAAAAGGAUAAAUAAAAUUAAAUUUAAAAAGAGAUUGCAAGGUUUUGCUCAGAAGGUCCAGUCUUACACCGUUCCUAAAGGGUGGAGCCCACAGCUGAUUCUUUAGGCGAGGUGGUUCCGAGUCUAAUGGGGCUUCCUUUUUGUAGGUAUCUGAAGCGCUUCAAGGAGAUGAAGCUAAAAGUCCUCCAACGCUGGAGCAGACAGAUCCUACGAGGUCUCCAUUUCCUCCACACGCGGUCGCCUCCGAUCAUCCACCGCGACCUGAAGUGCGACAACGUCUUCAUCACGGGCCCCACGGGCUCCGUCAAAAUCGGGGACCUUGGUCUGGCCACACUCAAGCGAGCGUCAUUUGCCAAGAGUGUCAUAGGUACCUGAAUGUUUCUGUCUCUGGGGGCCAGGUUUGGAUAAUGGGAAUUAGAGCAGGCAUGUAUCCGGUAAAGAGAUCAAAGACUGAAUGGGGGGAAAGUUGGAUGAACCAGCCAAAGACCAUAAAGGUAAAGAGACCCCUGACCAUUAGGUCCAGUCGUGACCAACUCUGGGGUUGCGACGCUCAUCUCGCUUUAUUGGCCGAGGGAGCCGGCGUACAGCUUCUGGGUCAUGUGGCCAGCAUGAUUAAGCCGCUUCUGGCGAACCAGAGCAGCACACGGAAACGCCGUUUACCUUCCCGCUGGAGUGGUACCUAUUUAUCUACUUGCACUUGACGUGCUUUCAAACUGCUAGGUCGGCAGGAGCAGGGACCGAGCAACGGGAGCUCCCCCCGUCACGGGGAUUCGAAUCACCGACCUUCUGAUCGGCAAGCCCUAGGCUCUGUGGUUUAACCCACAGCACCACCCGCGUCCUGCUAAAGACCAUAGAAUCAUAUAAUUGUAUAGUUGGAAGGGACCAUUCUGCAAUGCCAGGAAUCUCAGCUAAAGCAUCUAUGACAGAUGGCCAUCUAACUUCUGCUUUAAAACCUCCCAGGAGAUUCCCCAACCUCACGAGGGAGACUAUUCCACUAACAAACAGCUCUUACUGUCUGAAAUUUUUUUCCUGGUGUUAAGUCGGAAUUUCUUUUCUUGGAGCUUGAAGCCCUUGGUUCGAGUGCUCCCUUCCAGAGCAAGAGAAAACAAGCUUGCUCCAUCUUCCAUGUGGCAGCCAUUGAGAUACUUGACAAUGGCUGUCAAAUAUCCUCUCAGUCUCCUUUUCCAGGCUAAACAUACCCUGCUCCUUCAAUUGUUCCUCAUAAAGCUUGGCUUCCACACCCUUGAUCUUCUUGGUUGCCCUCCUCUGCACACGUUCCAGCUUGUCAACAACCUUCUGAAAUUGUGGUGCCCCGAAUUGGAUGCAGUGUUCCAGGUGUGGUCUGACCAAGGCAGAAUAGAGUGGAACUAUUACUUGCCUUGAAAUGAACACUAUACAGUGGUACCUUGGCGUCAGGGAACUGACAUCAGAGCAAGAGGUGAAGGGGAGGCUCCUAGAUGAUGCUGGCGAAGGACCCAGCAGCAGGGGGAGAAACAGCUCAGUAGAGGGGGAAGCAAAUCAGCGCAACACCAGGGAUAAGGGAGGGCAGAUGGGGGAAUCGGAGAGAGGGCUCCAGGACUCUUCACUGGACCUCAGUGAGGAGGGGACAGGUCCUCCGCUACCCACGCCCUCCCUGCGCAGAAGACUCCGCGCAGUGAGAGGAGGAGGAGACUGGGUGUCAAACAACUUUUAUGUUGGAAGAGGUUCAAGAAACGCCCACUGACGGAUUCUGCCAGCGACUGAGGCAGCCACGAUGAGAAAGGGCUGUGCAGUCAGAAAGGUUUAACAAGGCAAAUUAGCCUAGAGAGGCACCAGUUUACGCACGAGUAACUCAUACUCAUUACACUUGGGUUACAUACACUUCAGGUUACAUACGCUUCAGGUUACAGACUCCGCUAACCCAGAAAUAGUACCUCGGGUUAAGAACUUUGCUUCAGGAUGAGAACAGAAAUCGUGCAGCGGGGGGGGGGGGGCAUUAGCUAAAGUGGUACCCCAGGUUAAGAACAGUUUCAGGUUAAGAACAGACCUCCAGAACGAAUUAAGUUCUUAACCCGAGGUACCACUGUACUUCCAUUGAUUCAGCCUAGAAUAGCAUUAGCUUUUUUUGCUGCUGCGUCACUCUGUUGACUCAUGUUAAACUUGUGGUCCACCAAGACCAGUUAAAGUUAAAAACUCCGUAAGAGGCUCGGGAUUGUUGUGACGCUUGCCAAGGAUAGGAGUUGCACAGGUGAGGAGCAGACACCAAGGAUACCUGCUCUGCCUGCUUUCACCAGGUGCACAGAUGGCACGAUGAGAAGUGUGUUCUGCUUGAAUUGAGAAAUAGUUGUGGAAGAGAUGUGCCGUAGCUCAAGGUUAAAAAGGUAAAGGUACCCCUGACUGUUCGGUCCAGUCACGGACAACUCUGGGGUUGUGCGCUCAUCUCGCUCUAUAGGCCAAGGGAGCCGGUGUUUGUCCGCAGACAGUUUUUCCGGGUCAUGUGGCCAGCAUGACUAAGCCGCUUCUGGCGAACCAGAACAGCACAUGGAAACGCUGUUUACCUUCCCGCUGGAGUGGUACCUACUUAUCUAUUUGCACUCUGACGUGCUUUCGAACUGCUAGGUGGACAGGAGCAGGGACCGAGCAACGGGAGCUCACCCCGUCGUGGGGAUUCGAACUGCCGACCUUCCGAUCGGCAAGUCCUAGGCUCUGUGGUUUAGACCGCAGUGCCACCUGUGUCAAGCUCAAGGUUAUUAGAUCCUUAUUAGUCAGAACUGGAGAUCUUCAGCGGAAGCUGGAUGCGUAAUGGGAUGGCACCUAUUUCACAUUAAAGGGUUAUCCUAAAAUCAUAGAAUCCUGGAAUUGUAAAGCUACAAGGGGACCCCAAGGGCCAUCUAGUCCAACCCCCUGCAAUGCAGGUAUAUUCCAGCCAAUGUGGGUCUCGAACCCACAACCCUGAGAUUGAGAGUCUCACGCUCUACUGGCUGAGCUAGUGGCUGAAGGUGGCUGAGCCUCAGAUAAAACCCCUUCCUUCCUCUUCUCCCAGGAACCCCAGAAUUCAUGGCUCCAGAGAUGUACGAGGAGAAAUACGACGAAGCCGUGGAUGUCUAUGCCUUUGGCAUGUGCAUGCUGGAGAUGGCCACCUCAGAAUACCCCUACUCGGAAUGCCAGAAUGCGGCUCAGAUCUAUCGCAAGGUCACUUCGGUGAGAGCAUAGCCUCUUGUUUUCUCAGGAAGUUAGGGCUGACCUCUCUCCCUUAUGGGCUACACCCCUUGCUAGGUCCCCAGGCGUCUCCUCCUCCUCCUCCCAGGGAGAAAAGUAGAAGAGUUUGGAUUUGAUAUCCCUCUUUAUCACUACCUGAAGGAGUCUCAAAGCGGCUAACAUUUUCCUUUCCCUUCCUCCCCCACAACAAACACCCUGUGAGGUGAGUGGGGCUGAGAGACUUCAGAGAAGUGUGACUAGCCCAAGGUCACCCAGCAGCUGCAUGUGGAAGAGCGGGGAAGCGAACCCGGUUCACCAGAUUACGAGUCCACCACUCUUAACCACUACACCACACUGGCUCUCACUCUCCUGCCCCCCCAAAUAUUUCACUAUUAAUAAACUUCUUCUUAACUGUAUUUCAGUUCAACAAUUACUUUGAUAAAAUACACAUUUUGUUAUGUGCAAAUGGCUUGAGAUACCUAUUAGGUCCAUAAAUCACCAUGUAGCAUAUAUUCCACUCAAAAAACAGCAACAGUUUGUUGUUGACAAAGGACAGCUGGACAUAUAAAGGGCCCCAUUACCUUCAGUAGCUUAGGGCCUCAUCAAACCUAAAUCCGGCCCUGACUGCCUCGCAGGGUUCUUCUACCACUCUUAACCACUACACCACACUGGAGAGAGAGAGCCAAGGAAUCUGGAAAGUGUUUGAUGCAACUUCGGGAUUUAAGGAGGGAAGGUUGGGAAUGGGUGGGCUUUUAUGGCCAGGGAAAAGUGAUCAUUACGGAAGGCGGAUCUCGUUUAUGUUCUUAGCACAGAAUCCUACCCACGUACAACAGCUGGGACAGAGCAGCCCAGGUUUGACUUCUGAUCAAAUGUUUUCUCCACGUUUGCAAACUUUUCUGCAACUCCAGAAAACUGGGUCCUCCACCAACCCCUGUUCUGCUUUUUUCCCCAUUUCCUGGUAUGUCCCACGGAGGACCUUACGGUCUUCAAACAAAAACAUCUUGGAGGUCCCGGGCCACAGGGAGGUUAGGCUGGCUUCAACCAGAGCCAGGGCUUUUUCGGCUGUGGCCCCGAUCUGGUGGAACACUCUGUCACAAGAGACUAGGGCCCUGCGGGACUUGACAUCUUUCCACAGGGCCUGCAAGACAGAGCUGUUCCACCAGGCCUUUGGCCAAGGCAGAGUCUGACCCCCUCCUUUGGCAAUCCUCACAGAACUCUAGCCCAAUGGUUGCCAUUAAUUUGAUUCUGAAUUAAUUUUAGAAUGAAUUGAUUUUAGAAUGCUGUGUUACCUUUAUUGUUGUUAGCGCCCACUCUGCACAGUAGGUUUCAGCGCAGGGAGGGGAGGAGAAGGUUGGGGGUCAAGCGACUGUUAUGCUGCGGGAGGUACAAGGACCGACCACCCCCAGAUUCUUCUAGCGACUCAGCCAGACAUGAACUUGCGACGCUCUUCACUGUAAAUAGUUUGCACUAAGAAUAAAGCCUGGAAAAGGAGUCUUGCCUGUUUGCUCUCGAGCAAUCACACCACCAUCUGCCGGGGGGGGGCUGGUAAAAUUGUGGGGGGGACUGAUGUCCCACCUCCUAGUUUUCUGGUUUCUUCCCCUCCCAGGUUUUCAUAUCCCUAACUUGCAAGCAAAAUCUUUCUCCCAGGGGACAAGGGGCUUGGAAGCCUCAUGAUGCCCUGACUUCUGUCCACCCACUAACCUCCCCCAAAACCUCUGGACUCCCUGGCCCCGUCUGAACUGCCCUCCGUCCCUUUUAUCACAGGGCAUCAAGCCCAGCAGUUUUUACAACGUGAAGGUGCCUGAACUGAAGGAGAUCAUCGAGGGCUGCAUCCGGAUGAACAAAUAUGAAAGGUAGGGGAGAUCUCCGCCGCUGGCCUGCUACCCUUGGUGGGUAAAUGGAAAUAGGGUCAGGGAAACCUGUUGCUUUCUGGGUUUGGUUGGGCUGCCUAUCACCCCUGCCCAAUGGUCAGGCCGGCCGAGGCUGAUGGGAGUUGGAACCCAGCAACUAUUCCCCGCCCCGAUACAGGUUACAACCCAAAUAAUGUUUUUACUUUAAAGAAGUAAUAAUAAUAAUAAUAAUAAUAAUAAUAAUAAUAUAUUAUUUAUACCCCAUCCAUCUGGCUGGGUUUCCCCAGCCACUCUGGGCAGCUUCCAGCAGAACACUAAAAUACAAUAACCUAUUAAACAUUAAAAGCUUCCCUAAACAGGGCUGCCUUCAGAUGUCUUCUAAAAGUUUGGUAGUUGUUUUUCUCUUUGACAUCUGGUGGGAGGGCGUUCCACAGGGCGGGUGCCACUACCGUGAAGGCCAUCUGCCUGGUUCCCUGCAACUUGGCUUCUCGCAGCGAGGGAACCACCAGAAGGCCCUCAGCGCUGGACCUCAGUGUCCGGGCAGAAGGAUGGGGGUGGAGACGCUCCUUCAGGUUCACUGGGCCGAGGCCGUUGAGGGCUUUAAAGGUCAGCACCAACACUUUGAAUUGUGCUCAGAAACGUGCUGUACAGGGCUCUUCGUUUGCGAAAACUCCAGGACGCUUGGGCAAAGAACAAUGGUCUGGGUUGUUGUGGGGUAGAAACUUGGAGACACAUGUGGAAAUGCAGAACACGUUGGAAGCCUCAUCCCCAAUCUGCAGAAAAGGGUGUGACACAUACUUAAACAUGUCACCUGUUAUUUUAAACUGCACGUAAGAAUGGCAGAAGUCUCUUGCUGGAUUGGACGAGUCUGUGGGUCAUGUAAGCAGUGCUCUUUUUCCGAGGGGAAAAUAAAGCUGCCUGUACCACUCAGCCGCAAGUGGGCCAAGGGUGGGUACUCUGCACGUGCUCAGAGGCACGUUGCUCUUGCCCAUCAUUUCUUAGGCGCCGACGGACAGGCCAACCGUAAGUGACCUGCAGGUUUGGGGAGCGACUUUGGAAAGAAUGCUGAUUACAGGAGGGCUGGAGGCUCUUCAUACGUACGAGGGCCUGCCGUUUUUGUUCUCAUCCAGCCUUUGGUUGGACUCUGCUCACAGAGCAGCGUUUUCUGCUGCCCGCCUGCCCCUUCUGUGAGCGACAUUCGCCGCUAUGCUCUCCAGCGGGGAAAGGGGAGCCAUGUGUACUUCCUCCUUGUUAGACAGCAACGUGAAGCACAUCCGGAAAAGCAGAGCGCCGAUCGGCUCCUCCGGAGCGUGCUUGCUCUGCCCUCAGCGGCAGUGAUUUAUUUUUUAAAUACAGUGGUACCUUGGUACUUGAACAGCUCGGCUCCCGAACAAAUCGACUCUUGAACACCGCAAACCCAGAAGUGUUCCAGUUUGCGAAGGUUUUCGGAAGCCGAAAGUCCAACGCGACUUCUGCUUGAGUGCCAGAGGCUCCUGCAGCCAAUCGGAAGCCGUGCCUUUGUUUUCCAACGGUUUCGAGAGUCGAACGGACUCCCGGAACAGAUUAAGUUCCGCAACCAAGGUCCCACUGUACCGCAGUAUCACUGGAAAUUCCAUAUAUCAAAUGCUAAUGAGAACUUCAACAUGCUGCUCAAGUCUUCAGGAGACUUUAGGAUUUUUUAAAGAACAAACACAUAAAAUGGGAACUGUGCUCAUGGACUAAUCUUGAGGUCCAGCUCCGAGGGCCUUCUGGCGGUUCCCUCCCUGUGAGAAGUGAGGUUACAGGAACCAGGCAGAGGGCCUUCUCGGUGGUGGCACUCGCCCUGUGGAACGCCCUCCCAUCAGAUGUCAAGGAAAUAAACAACUAUCUGACUUUUAGAAGACAUCUGAAGGCAGCCCUGUUUAGGGAAGCUUUUAAUGUUUGAUGUUGUAUUGUGUUUUUAAUAUUCUUUUGGGAGCUGACCAGAGUGGCUGGAGAAACCCAGCCAGAUGGGCAGGGUUUAAAUAUAAAUAAAUUAUUAUGGGCCACCCAACCCUUCAGCCUCUGCCUCUGCGCUAUCUAAGCGUUCCCUUCGCCACCAUCCUAAUUCUGCGCCCUGCUUUAAAUCCGCCUCGCCUCCCUCCCUCUCUUGCAGAUACACCAUCAAAUAUCUCCUGGACCACUCCUUCUUCCAAGAGGACACGGGAGUCCACGUGGAGCUGGCUGAAGAGGACGAUGGCGUGAAGUCCAACCUGAAGCUGUGGCUGAGGAUGGAUGACACAAAGAAGCUACACGGGAAGUAUAAGGACAACAACGCCCUGGAAUUCCGAUUUGAGCUCUACAAGGAUGUGGCUGAGGAAGUGGCACAGGAGAUGGUACGAGUCGCUGUUCUUCUCAGGGGUUGGGGAGGCUGGUCUGGGGAGUCCAGGAGUUAGAAGGGGCUCAUGGGCAGGGAAGACGGGAGAGGACCGGAAGCAUUGGGUGGGUUGCAAAAAGGAGAGGUGCCCUGGCUUCGGCCUACCUAGAAGUCACUGGGAACCGGCUCCUCAGUUACAUUUUCUUCAGGAUUCUACAGAGUUUGCCUCUCAGGCAAUAGCUGCAUAGUUACCUUGUACAGUGGUACCUCGGGUUACAUACACUUCAGGUUAUAUACACUUCAGGUUACAGACUCCGCUAACCCAGAAAUAGUACCUCGGGUUAAGAACUUUGCUUCAGGAUGAGAACAGAAAUCGUGUUCCGGCAGCAGUGGGAGACCCCAUUAGCUAAAGUGGUGCUUCAGGUUAAGAACAGUUUCAGGUUAAGAACGGACCUCUGGAACGAAUUAAGUACUUAACCUGAGGUACCACUGUAUAAGCGCACAACAUCAUUAUGGAAUCUUUCAUUAGAGGAAAGUGAGUUCAUGGCCCAUACGCCAUGGAGGUACAGUGGUACCUCAGUUUUCGAACGUAAUCCAUUCUGGAAGGCCGUUUGACUUCUGAAACGUUCGAAAACAGAAGCAUGCAUUUCUGGAAGCAUUUACGUCCGGAAAACUCAAAACGGAACCUGCUUGGCACGUUCGGCUUCCGAAAAGCGUUCGAAAACCAAAGCAGUUACUUCUGGGCUUUUGAUGUUCGAAAGCCGAAACGUUCUACUUCCGAGACGUUUGAAAACCGAGGUACCACUGUAAGUGUAUUCCUGGGGCUCGAGGUAGAUUAGGACAAUGAAAUAUUAAUACAGUGGUACCUCGGGUUAAGAACUUAAUUCGUUCCAGAGGUCUGUUCUUAACCUGAAGCACCACUUUAGCUAAUGGGGCCUGCUGCUGCUGCCGUGCCGCCGCUGUUUCUGUUCUCAUCCUGAAGCAAAGUUCUUAACCCGUUGUACUAUUUCUGGGUAAGUGGAGUUUGUAACCUGAAGCGUCGGUAACCCUAGGUACCACUGUAUAGCAUUACAGUGGUACCUCGGGUUACGUACGCUUCAGGUUACAUACGCUUCAGCUUACAGACUCCACUAACCCAGAAAGAGUACCUUGGGUACCUCGGGUUAAGAACUGUGCUUCAGGAUGAAAACAGAACUUGUGCUCCGGCGGCGCGGCAGCAGCGGGAAGCCCCAUUAAGCUAAAGUGGUGCUUCAGGUUAAGAACAGUUUCAGGUUAAGAACGGACCUCCGGAACGAAUUAAGUACCUAACCUGAGGUACCACUGUACUACUAAUAAUUUAAUAUGGCUUUUCUUUAGGGAGUGGGAAGCACAGUUGUCUCACAGCUAGGGCAUUAGAAAAUGGCAUCAAAUGAGCUCCUAGAUACAUUGCAUAAGUUCCUUUUGCAAGGGCUGUGGUCACUCUCACACCGUAACUUUAAAGCAUAUUCAUACCACUUUGAACAGUCAUGGCUUCCCCCACAAAGAAUCCUGGGCACUGUCGUACAUUGGGGAUGCUGAGAUUUGUUCAAAGCAACAAUCCCUAGCCCCCUUCGCACAAAUGACAGUUCCCAGAAUUCUUUGGGGGAAAGUGCGUUUGUGCCAGAAUUCGAACUCUUGUUUCCUCCAGCUCCUUCACUUCUGUCCCUGCCUGCUCCUACUCCCCGCUCCCGCAGGUGGUCUUGGGCUUUGUGUGCGAGGCCGACUACAAGCUGGUGGCCAAAGCGGUGCGCGAGCGAGUCCUGGCCAUCAAGCGCCAGCGCGAGAAGGCCAAGCGAGCCCAGGAGGAGCAGAGGCGGCACGAACAGGCUCCGGACAUCCUUCAUCUGCUGGACCUAGACUCUCCGCCCCCUCUCAGCCCUGCCCAGCCCUCGGCACCCACCACGCCCGGAUCCGGGGAUUCUGCACUCGGCCCAACUUUCCCCCCUGAGCCGGAAGAACCAGAGGUCGACCAGCACCAGACUUUCCGAUAUCAGCAUGGCUAUUCCUCAGCCACAUGUAAGCUCCCUCGCUCCAUCACCCAAGGGACUCUGUAGGCGACUAUUACAUACGAGAGCAUACACGGCGGGUGGUGCUGUGGUCUAAACCACUGAGCCUCUUGGGCUUGCUGAUCGGAAGGUCGGCCGUUCGAAUCCCUGCGAUGGAGUAAUAAUAAUAAUAAUUUAUUAUUUAUACCCCGCCCAUCUGGCUGGGUUUCCCCAGCCACUCUGGGCGGCUUCCAACACAACAGUAAAAUACAGUAAUGCCUCAAACAUUAAAAGCUUCCCUAAACAGAUGUCUUCUAAAAGUCUGGUAGUUGUUGUUCUCUUUGACAUCUGGUGGGGGGGCGUUUAGAGGAAGGCAUUUAGAGGAGUGAGCGCCCAUUGCUCUGUCCCAGCUCCUGCCAACCUAGCAGUUCGAAAGCAUGCCAGUGCAAGUAGAUAAAUAGGUACCACUCUGGCUGGAAGGUAAACAGCGUUUUCGUGCGCUCUGGUUUCUGUCACGGUGUCCCAUUGCGCCAGAAGCGGUUUAGUCCUGCUGGCCACAUGACCCGGAAAGCUGUCUGUGGACAAACGGCGGCUCUCUCGGCCUGAAAGCGAGAUGAGCGCCGCAACCCCAUAGUCGCCUUUGACUGGACUUAACCGUCCAGGGUCCUUUGCCUUUGUCCUUUACGAGAGAGUACCAGCAUGGUGUAAGUGGUUAGAACAGCAAAAUUAAUUCGGUGUCACCUCAGCUUGCCGUUUCUGAAAGCUAACCCCUCAACAUUGAUAUGAGGAAAUGUGGAGGGCAGAUAUUACAUUUACCACUUGUUAUGCCGUUAAGGAAAAUUGUUUGAAAAUGCUACACAGAUGGUAUUUGACACCCUGCCAGUUGGGCUAAGAUGUGUAGAACAGUCUCAAAUAAGUGUUGGAAUCCUAUGCAGAUGGAAGGUUCCUUUUUCCCUACCUGAUGGACAUGCAAAAAAAUAUAUAAUGAACUAAAAAAAAAAAAGAUGUUCAGAAUAGAUUUAACCGCAAAGCCAGAAGCAUUUCUUCUGGGAAUAUGUGAAACAGAGAUCCCAAAAAAAGUUGGUAAAAUUGUUUUUGUAUGCCACCACGGCAGCCAGAGUACUCUACGCACAAAAAUGGAAAACACCAGAAAUCCCAACAAAGGAGGAAUGGGUACUCAAGCUACUGGGGUGCUCAGAAGUGGCAGAACUCACAGCUAAAAUAAGAAAUCAGAAAGACAAAAUAUUUGUGGAAGAAUGGAGACCCUUUUCAGUCUAUAUAAGAACGCAAUAUGGCCAAAUAAAAUUUCAAACAGGUUUGGACUAACGAGCAAUGGCAAGACAAUAGAAAAGAUUGUAAUACGUGAUUUAGGUAAAUAGAUAAGCUUUAAGAGGCUCGACAGGCAGCGGGGAAGAGAGAGAAUUAGACUAUCACAGAUGUAAGGAUGGAAAGUCGCUGGGACAAAUAAAUAGAUUUGGAUGUCAAUUGUGUGUUACAUGAUCUGAAUGUAAAUCAAUGUAAAAUAAUAAACAUAUAUGGGACAAAGUUCCCAGUGAACUUGUAGGGCUCCCGAGUUAGAAGCCAGGCCCGGUCUUUCGUUUCGCAGUCACCCUUUUUCUUUCUCAUUUCCAACCCCCAGCUGAUUGUGAGACGGACGGAUACCUGAGCUCCUCUGGAUUUGUGGAUUUGUCGGACUUGCCACAGAGCUGCUCCAGCCCCCCAGUCGCCCCUGAGCAUUCCUUCGCUUCGGUGAGUGGCAGUGCUGACCCUUGGCAUGGGCAGCCGUGGUGCCCCUGUGCGCUAUGAACUAGGGAGGUGUUGAAUUGUCACGGCAACCUGCCUUCAACGGUGGUUUUUAUAUCCCCAGACCAUUGCUGUGAGCGUGAAUUCCAUCAGCGACUUCCCUUCCCCUGGGGACAGGUAAGGACAUGUCGGAUUGCUAUGGGGAGAUAAUUUGCUACAGGGUUUAGGUUGCUGGGAACAUGAGGAGAUACAGUGGUACCUCUGGUUAUGAACUUAAUAAUAAUAAUAAGAAUAAUAAUUUAAUAUUUAUACCCCACCCAUCUGGCUGAGUUUCCCCAGCCACUCUGGGCGGCUUCCAAUCAAGUGUUAAAAACAAUACAGCAUUAAAUAUUAAAAACUUCCCUAAACAGGGCUGCCUUCUGAUGUCUUUUAAAGAUAAGAUAGCUACUUAUUUCCUUCACAUCUGAAGGGAGGGCGUUCCACAGGGCGGGCGCCACUACCGAGAAGGCCCUCUGUCUAGUUCCCUGUAACCUCACUUCUCACAAUGAGGGAACUGCCAGAAGGCCCUCGGAGCUGGAACUCAGUGUCCGGACUGAACGAUGGGGGUGGAGACGCUCCUUCAGGUAUACAGGACUAAGGCCAUUUAGGGCUUUAAAGGUCAGCACCAACAUUUUGAAUUGUGCUUGGAAACAUACUGGGAGCCAAUGCAGAUCUCUCAGGACCGGUGUUAUGUGGUCCUGGCGGCCACUCCCAGUCACCAGUCUAGCUGCCGCAUUCUGGAUUAAUUGCAGUUUCUGGGUCACCUUCAAAGGUAACCCCACGUAGAGCGCAUUGCAAUAGUCCAAGCAGGAGAUAACUGAACCUGAAACCAUUCUUAACCUGAAACCGUUCUUAACCCGAGGUACCACUUUAGUUAAUGGGGCCUCCCGCUGCCGCUGCACCACCGGCGCACAAUUUCUGUUCUCAUCCUGAGGUACAGUUCUUAACCCGAGGUACUACUUCCAGGUUAGUGGCGUCUGUAACCCGAGGUGUUUGUAACCCGAGGUGUUUGUAACCCAAGGUACCACUGUACCUGCUUCUCUCACAUUCCUCAUCCCAAGCCUUGCUGUUAAGCUUGUGGGGUGGUGUCAGAGGCAUAGUGUGAGGAGGGCAGAGGGGCCAUGGGCCCGGGCGCAUGAUUUUGAGGGAGUUGAAUCUAGGUGGCUCCAUCACAGAGGCCAUAGCCGCAGGGAGGCAAGCUGCCAUUGGGAUGAUGGUGCCUCCUUCUCCUCAUAACUGGUGAAGGAUGCCCACACAUGCCCUUGCCACAGAUUCACCCGAGGGAUUCAGAGGGGCAGUAAGCCGAGGUGCAUUUCAUCGCGUGUGCCCAGAUCAGUCACAUUUGCUCAUGUUUCACUUCCUGUUUUGGUUUCCCACGACGCAGCUACACGUCCGAUGUGGCGUCUGGCUUGAGCGAUGGUUACGAGGGUAUCUCUGCGAGCGAGCGCCGAGCAAAGCCCCUGGCCAAGAAGGGGUCUGGAAGACUGCUGCGCCGCCGUGCCCGAUCUCGCCUACGCAUCACAAAUGUGAGCGCUGCCCGCAUUGCGACAGGCUUGGGUGCUAUGUGUCCUGAUCGGUGGGAUAUUUGUGUGUGGUUCUGAACUCCCAUCUCCAUUGUGCUAAUAUAUAUCCUGUGGUUCUCAGCUGGUUAGGUUUCCCGACUGACUGAUAGUGGGCUGGAUCCAGACUUAGUUGUGCUCUGAGUAGACCCACUGGAAUUCAAGCCCCAUAGAUUGCAUUGGGCCUGCUCUUGACAUGACUAAGCAUGGAUUCAACCCUGUAUUUUUCCCCCCAGAGUGAGACAGUCGGAGCUCACAUGAAUUACUGGUGUUCGAAGGAAAGGCUACCAUUAAUGUUUUCAUUUUGCAGGGGGGACAACAGAAAAAAGGAACCCUUUGAAAACCAUAUGAAAACACAAAGCGCCUUGUCCUCCCCCUUCCUUUCCGGCCGUUGUGAGGGAAACCCCGCCAGAUGGGCGGGGUAUAAAUAAUAAAUUAUUAUUAUUAUUAUUACUAUUAUUAUUUCCAAGCUUCAGAAUUCAAAUACCUUCAAAGAGCCAAACCCAGUCAUUUCGGCAGCUGAUUAAUUGCAGCCCGUUAUCAUAUAUUAUUUCAGGAGCGCCUCCUGAUUAAUGCCAAUAUUCCAAAUUAAUGAGGAACCAGUCACCAAUCAUUGCCAGAGACAGAGGCCUGUCCAUGGCAGAGACACAUUCCCAGGUCGCACCCGCUCUUGUCUUUCAAGUUGGCAGACACGAGCUUAAGCGGCACAGUGGGAUGCAGUGAGCUCCCCAGAACCCCCUGAGGAGCAAUUGCCAGGAAUUUUACCUCAUAAAUCCUGACUUUCCCCUGCCUAAACCUCCCCACUGCCCCAGAGGGCAGCGGAGAGCUACCGCCAUUAAUCGUGACGUCAGGAGGAAACCCUGUUGACCUUGAUUUUAAAUGAGCUGUGUCACUUGAGUGUGAUUCUAAUCGUUCAGUGAGUGCUGUGGUAUCUUCAAGCCGAAAGGCAAAUUAUUGGGCUAGCUUUGAGUACAAACUGCUGUGUGGGCACCAGUUCAUUGCUCUCCCAGCUUCCCAGCCAGGGGCGAACGAAGGCGUUGUGACACCCGGGGCGGGGUGUCGCUACAUAGGGCGCAUGUGUGGCGUUGCUAUGUACGGCGCAUUUGCUGUAUGUAGCGACGUCGCACAUGAGCUGUAUAUAGCGGUUUGCCGGCACUCUAGCACCAUACAUACGGUGCCAGGAUCCUCUGCUUGUGGCUGCAGCCGUGAACGGAUGAUCCUCUACAUGCGGCUGUAGCCACGACGGAGGGAUCCCACUGCUGUUUGUACGACGCUCGAGUGGCUCCAGCGGCAAACCGCUAUGUACAGCGCAUGUGCAGCGGCGUUACAUACAGCGCAUGUGUGUGACACCGCACAUGCGCUGUACAUAGUGGUUUGCCGCCAGUGCCCAGAUCCUCUGCUCGCUGCUGCAGCCGCAAACGUAGGAUUCUCCACAUGCGGCUGCAGCAGCGCAAUGGCUGCUUGCGCCGCCACUGUGGGGUGAGCCCCCGCAGGACACCUUCUUGUCACCCCCCCCCCGACAUGGCAUAAACUUACAUCAUGCAAGAGAGUGUAUUCAGAAAGGACUCAUUCAGGUGUACUACAUGCCAGGAAACGAAAUUCCUGCAGAUCUGUUGUCUAAGGUUGUUAACAGAGAACAACUUAAGGUUUAUGUACAGAGGUUGCAGUUGGGUUGAACCACAGGUACUACAGGUUACAUGGAAAGGGGGAGGAUGUUAGGAUAUAGUUCCGUUCCACCUUAAAAGGGAACAGGCAUGGCUGUGUCACAUGCCUGUUUACUUCCAGCACUUGCUGGGAACGUCCGUUUGUAUAUUGCUUUUGCAUUGCUGCUGUUUUGCUGGACACGAAGGGAAGCAGACAUGUUUCCUUUGUUCCUGAACUAUGCUGAAUAAAUGCUGUAAAUAAGCUUGCACAUCUCUCUGUCCGCCACUUCUGCUGUGAGAAGAUUUAUUCACUCUGCUGAUAGAGCGUGCACGGGUCUCUAAAGAUAUCUGAGGCUCGUGUCGCUGAUUGAUGCUGUUCCAAGGGAGACCGGUGAUCGUCUGGCUGCCGGCCGGUGACUGGAACCAGCUGGGGGCCUGCCCGAUGCCCCCGUCUCCCCAGGAGUAUCCCAACAGUCACCUGGGGCGCACUGCCCCCCUUCACCCCCGUUGCGAUGCCACUGUUCCCAGCGCCACCACUGUGGGAACAGGAAGCUGAAUUAAAUGGGGUAUUGGCCUGAUCCAAUAAGUCUUUUCUUAUGUGGCUUCUUCAAAUCUAGUGUAUUUGCUUUUAGACUCUUAAAAUCAAGUGGCAGUUCAGACAAGUGCUUUCGUUCCUACGUAAGGAGAGGCUUCUGGAUCAGGCCAAUGGCCCAGCCAAUUUGUAUCCUGUACUCACAGUGGCCACCCAGAGGUUCGUGGGAAAACCCUCACGCAGGACCUCAGCACAAGAGCACACGCCUUUCCUGUGGUUUUCAGCUACUGGGCUUCGGAAGUAUUUGCUGCCUCCGAAACAUAACUGGCCACCCGGCAGGCAUAAUUCAUCUGCAAAUGAAAGCCAGAACUGGUCAGAAAUGUCAUAUUUCAGUCUGUUCAUCCAGUGGACUUGAGGAAAGGGGCACUCACCAUUUCGUCCUUUCCCCUGCAAGGUUCUAGGUCAGGGGUCCCCAAACUAAGGCCCAAGGGACUCGUUUAUCUGGCCCAGCGCUGCUCUGCGUGGCUCCCCACUUCCGGGUCGGAGGAGCACCGGAAAUAGCUUGUUCGCAUGCGUAAGCAUUAUUUGCGCAUGCGCAAGCAUUAUUUCCGGUGCACAUCUGGGUCGGAGGAGGCCUGGGCACAUGCGCACAAGCUAUUUCCGGUGCUCCUCCGACCCGGAAGUGCGCCAGAAAUAGCGUGUGCACACACGUAUGGGCACGCGCUCCCCUCCCUCUGGCCCGCCGCGCGAUCGGCACUGGAGACACCGGUUUGCUGACCCCUGUUCUAGGUGCUUGGAUAGUCUCAAGAGUCUCCAUGUGGGUAGUGUUGUUGUUUAAUUUGCAACCUUCCAUGUGUGCAGAUGCCAGUCCAGAAUGACCGGGUGGUUGAGUGCCAGCUGCAAACGUACAACAACAAGAUGGUGACCUUCAAAUUUGACUUGGAUGGAGACAGCCCAGAGGAGAUUGCAGCUGUCAUGGUGAGGACGCAGGGUUUUCACGCUGCGGGAAGAUUUUGACGUUCUCAAUCCUGACUCUGACUCCUCUCUUCCUUUGUGUCUCCGUCUUCUUCAGGUUGCCAAAGAAUUCAUCCUGAAAUCUGAACAGGAGGGGUUCAUCCGGAGAAUCCGUGAUAUUAUCCAGCGUGUGGGGACCCUCCUGAGCAAAGACCUGGGGGCUCUGGGCAGCCCUGAAACGGGGAGCCUGUCCCCAAUUUUGGCUGCUGAUGGACUCUCGGUGAGUGCCAGACCUAUGGAAGUCGGGGGAAUUUAGGCAGCCUCUUGGAUGUUUCAGCCCUGAUCUCCCCCUCUGGUUUCAUGAAACCAGAAUGAGGUCCAGCAAACCGUUUAGACGCACAGAUGUGCUUUGUGAGUUGUUUAAAAUGGACUUACAGGUGUCUUUCCCACUUGCCCAUUUUGAAUUUUAUUGUUAUUCAUGUUUUUAUACUGUAUUUUAUGCUGCAUUUAUAAUUAAGUGUUUUAAAUUUGUUGUUAGCCGCCCUGAGCCCGGUUUUUGAACCGGGAAGGGCAGGGUAUAAAUAAAAAUUUAUUAUUAUUAUUUAUUAGGUAAAGGUAAAGGGACCCCUGACCAUUAGGUCCAGUCGUGACCGACUCUGGGGUUGCGGCGCUCAUCUCGCUUUAUUGGCCGAGGGAGCCGGAGUACAGCUUCCGGGUCACGUGGCCAGCAAGACUAAGCUGCUUCUGGCGAACCAGAGCAGCGCACGGAAACGUCAUUUACAUUCACGCUGGAGCGGUACCUUUGUCUACUUGCACUUUGAUGUGCUUUCAAACUGCUUGGUUGGCAGGAGCAGGGACUGAGCAACGGGAGCUCACCCCGUCGUGGGGAAUUGAACCGCUGACCUGAUUGGCAAGUCCUAGGCUCUGUGGUUUUAACCCACAGCGCCACCCGCGUCCCCCUAUUAUUAUUAUUUAUUAUUCCCUGUCAAAUUGAGUAAAGAUCCCUUCCGACAUCAUCAACCUUCCCACAGCUUCUGGCAGCUUUUUCCUUGUUUCCUCCUCUCUCAGAGGAGGUGGCUCUUUUCCCAAGGUGGCUGUUUCCGCAGAGACAGGGCGGGUUGGACGAGGGUCCAAGCCCUCCUGAAUGCCACACCUUGAGCAGAAAUACCUUCCGUUUAAUCCCAAAUUUAUGGUGGUUGGUUUGUGAAAAGGUAAAGGCACUCUGCACAUGGUCCGAAGUAUGCUUGUUUUAUUACUUUACACAUUUCAGGCCUAAUUUCAGAGUAAUCCCUGCCGGCAAACUAGCCCUAUGUGCCUUUUCUUUCAUCCAUAUGAUGUUUUGGAUUUCUCCUGGGCCCAACGAAAACAUUUUAUUUUUUAAUUCUGUGUCAUUGUAGGGUAAGCUGCCUCCACAAGGCCUCUCGCGCUCAAUCUCUUCAUCCUCAUCUCUUAGCGGUAUGUAACCCAAAACCUUUUGUACCCCAGAUUAGCACACCUGUGCCCUUUUCUUAACCAGGGCUGAUCUCUCAAGUUACCGUAUUUUUCGCUCUGCAGGACGCACUUUUUCCCCUCCAAAAAUGAAGGGGAAAUGUGUGUGCGUCCUAUGGAGCGAAUGCAGGCUUUCGCUGAAGCCUGGAGAGCGAGAGGGGUCGGUGCGCACCGACCCUCUCGCUCUCCAGGCUUCAGGAAGCUAUCCGCAAGCCUUCAAUAAACGUUCAAUAAACAUUCUCCAAUCUUCUCUAAACAUAUGUUUUUCUUGUUCUCUUAUUCUAUAUGUUAAAUCUGCAAGCUGUGCAUAUUCUGUCUACUUGAGCUGCUAUUCUUCUUUGGUUGGGACCUCGCUGAUUUUCCAUUUUGGGGCUGACAAAACACGGGCCGCAGUGGUAGCAUGCAAAAAUAACCUUUUUUGACACCUGGGAAUUUCAGUCUGAAUUAUCCCCAACAGAAAGGACUCUGGGGUUUUUUAGGAAAGCACUUUUAAACAUUUUUAAAAAUUCAUUAUAGAUCAUUCCCAAUACAAUGGUACCUCGGGUUACAGAUGCUUCAGGUUACAGACUCCGCUAACCCAGAAAUAGUACCUUGGGUUAAGAACUUUGCUUCAGGAUGAGAACAGAAAUGACGCAGAGGCAGCAGGAGGCCCCAUUAGCUAAAGUGGUGCUUCAGGUUUCAAGUUAAGAACCUCCAGAACGAAUUAAGUUCUUAACCCGAGGUACCACUGUACCCUUUUAUGAGUCCACCACAUAUGAGAGAACGUUCCCUCAACCUCUUUGCUCCUUGUUUCAGAUUUUGGUUGCUCCAGCCCUGGGCAGUCGGUCACGUCCCCCGUCCAAGCUUCUCUGGUAGACCCCGUCUCUGAGAACGAGUCCUUCAGCUCCAGGGCUCCCCCUCCAAGUACCCAGAACUUUGGGCUGCCUUUGCUUUCAGCAGUACCCACAGGUAAAACCAAUCUGUUUCCAGCUUCCUGCAUUCAUAGAAAUGCCCAGGCAAGUGUCAGCCUGGGAGCCAAAUCACUCCUGCUUUCCCAUGCGACAUCAGUCCAGUUCCUUUGAACUGUGGAACACGGGUUGGAUAUCUAAGUAUUUAGCAAGGAAAUGGGAUGGCCCGUUGCAAACAGAGGGUUUGUUGUUGUUUUUUGUUGUUGUUUUUUUAAAAUGAUAUUUAUUGAGAUUUCAAAAACAAAAAAUUACAUAAAAGACAAUGAAAAAUAUAGAAAAAAAGAAAAAGAGAAAAAACAUACAAAAUGCAAAGUAUAGAAAAAAAUAUAUAGAAAAAACACUUAGAAACAAAUUUAUCCUUCCAUAUCUUACAUUUCAUUUCCUUGCUUUCCUGACCUCCUCACACCUCCCUUUUUUGUAUUCCGGUUCAAUUGGUUAAUUCAGCAAUUCCUUUCCCUCUUUGUUUUUGUCUUAGUCCUUUAACUUAAUAUAUUAUAGCUUUAAAUUCUCACCUAUUAACCAGCCAUUUUUUCAUACACCUUUAUGGCAUUGCCGCUAGAACCACUUAAUUUCAUUCUGACAUCAUACUAACAUUCAUUAAUUUUACAAUAUUUCUGUAAAUAGUCUUUAAAUUUCUUCCAAUCUUCUUCCACCGACUCUUCACCCUGCAAACAGAGGGUUUGGAGUGUAGAUGGGUGUGGGUGUGAAUCCUGAACAAAUACACCGAAUCGGACACGCUUUCAUAUAGGAGUGUGUGGGUUUUUAAAAAGGUUUUAUGGGUUUGGAGAAACGUGUAGGCCGAUUCUGGCGAAAUAUCCAAUCUUCUGUAGGAGACAGCUGUAUAUCAUCCAUAAUUUUAUUAAGAGAAUUUUAAUAAUUAAGCAGUCCAUCCAUCUCCUUUCUGUAUAUAGUUUUAGUUCCAUUACUGUUUUAACUACAGUCGUACCUUGGAAGUCAAAUGGAAUCCGUUCCGGAAGUCCGUUCGACUCCCAAAAUAUUCGGAAACCAAAGCAUGGCUUCUGAUUGGCUGCAGGAAGCUCUUGCAGCCAAUCAGAAGCUGUGGAAGCCUCGCCGGACAUUUGGCUACAGAAAAUAGUUUGAAAGCUGGAACACUCACUUCCGGGUUUCGGUCAUUCGGGAGCCGAUUUUUUACGGGAGCCAAGGUGUUUGAGAUCCAAGGUACGACUGUAUUUCUUAAUGAUUGUUUUCUUCCCCCUGCGUUUUUGGAGAUUCUUGCUUUUAUCCGUAAGCUGCCUUGAAUCCCACCAUCAGGGAAAAGGCAGGGUAGAAAGAAACAUAAAAUGAUGAUGAUGAUGAUUUAUAAAUACAGUGGUACCUUUUGGGGUGGGGGGGAGAUCAGUUUCAGGUUAAGAAUGGACCUCCAGAACGAAUUAAGUUCUUAACCUGAGGUACCACUGUAAAUAAAAACAAAGGCAUCUCGCUUGGCCGCCCUGCCAACAAGGGCUUUGUGUUCUUCAAUGAUGAUGUUUCCUUGCAUCUCCUGCUCACCUGCCAAAUCUGCCUUCCUCCUUACAGGUGUCCCCUGCGUGCCGGCACAGACCUGGCCGCCGUACCACAUGCUGCCGCCAGCUCCUGCUACGCCUCCGUACCUCUUCCCUGUCCCCCAGCCCAUCGCCCCGCUGAGCCCCCUCCUCCCCACACUGUCCCUCCCCCCACCGCCCGCCCCGCCAGUCGUCCCCGCCGUACAGCCUCCCGCCGCCCCGCUCUGGACCCCUUCCACGUCCCCGCUGCUCUCUCUCGCCAACGUCUUCUCCCUGGCGGUGAUGAGCGUGGCUCAGUCCCUUCUUCCUGCCGUGACCGCGGCUUCCGCCCAGGCAGGACCUCUCUACACCUCGCCGGUCUCGCAGUCACCGGUGCUCUGCCCGCCUAGCCCAGCUCCCGCGCGAUUCGUCUACCCUGAGGUCAUGGUUCCUCCUGCCAAGCCGGCCCAGCUAGUCAAUGGCGCAUUGGGGAUGCCAGCACCUCCAGGCUCUCUGCCGUCCCUGAGUACGCCAACCACCAGCAGGCCUGACGAUGGCAUGGUGAGUGUGCAGAUGUGCGUGCUUCCUCCCGCCCCCCACACUUGUGCAUGACCGCGUGCGCAUGCAGUGCUGGGAAAUAAAGAAAUGGAACUAUCUCAGGAAGUAGCAUGGUUUACAACACCGUAAUAUAUCCCCCAGGGUGGUGCUGUGGGUUAAACCACAGAGCCUAGGACUUGCCGAUCAGAAGGUCGGUGGUUCGAAUCCCCGUGACGGGGUGAGCUCCUGUUGCUCGGUCCCUGCUCCUGCCAAGCUAGCAGUUCGAAAGCAUGUCAAAGUGCAAGUAGAUCAAUAGGUACCGCUCCGGCAGGAAGGUAAACGGCGUUUCUGUGCGCUGCUCUGGUUCGCCAGAAGCGACUUAGUCAUGCUGGCCACAUGACCCGGAAGCUGUACGCCAGCUCCCUUGGCCAAUAAAGCAAGAUGAGUGCCGCAACCCCAGAGUCGGUCACGACUGGACCUAAUGGUCAGGGGUACUUUUAAUGUAGCCCUCAGGCAGAAGAUAUAGAAGCAUGAUUAGUUGCACCAACAGGGUAAAGAACAGCUGCUAUUCGUGGGCUGUUAGGCUGCUGAAUGAAAAGAUAACAACAGGGCAACGGACUUUUGGGUUGGGUGGGUGUGCGUCAGUAAACGAGGGGAAUUAAGACUAAGAGAGCUGAGUGGGGGGUGCUCGUGUAAUCUCACUAUAUACAAGUUGUACAAGUGACAAUAAAAAAUUUCAAAUGUACCGCCAACUAAACUUCGCAAUACAGUGGUACCUUGGUUCUCAAACUUAAACCGUUCUGGAAGUCCGUUCCAAAACCAAAGCGUUACAAAACCAAGGCGCGCUUUCCCAUAGAAAGUAACGCAAAACGGGUUAAUCCAUUCCGGACGAUUAACAGCAACCCCUCAAACAGCCAUUUAACAUGAAUUUUACUAUCUAACGAGACCAUGGAUCCAUAAAAUGAAAGCAAUAAACAAUGUACUGCAGCCACACAAUCAAUCAGUAGCCGAACUGGGUUCCACACAGUCACAAAAAAGAGCCGCAAAAACGCAAAAUAAAUAGCAAAAACAGACAGACCUCAGCUUAACACCCAAAUCGGAAGUGUGGCGCUCAAAACGGAAGCGUAACACUCAAAACGGAGCUCGUUCGGCUUCUGAAAAAAGUUCACAAACUGGAACACGAUGCAGGGGAAACUGUGAAGCCAGCUUAUGCCUCUGCUGAUAUAGUUCCAUCGUUAUUUCAAACGUCGUGAUACAGCAGUAUAUCGCAAUAUUUAGCUGGUGAUAUAUAGCUGAGAUGUGGGUGGCGCUGUGGGUUAAACCACAAUGCCUUGGACCUGCCGAUCAGAAGGUUGGCGGUUCGAAUCCCCGUGACGGGGUGAGCUCCUGUUGCUCGGUCCUUGCUCCUGCCAACCUAGCAGUUCGAAAGCACGUCAAAGUGCAAGUAGAUAAAUAGGUACCUCUCCAGCGGGAAGGUAAACGGCGUUUCCAUUCGCUGCUCUGGUUUGCCAGAAGCGGCUUAGUCAUGCCGGCCACAUGACCCGGAAGCUGUACGCUGGCUCCCUCGGCCAGUAAAGCGAGAUGAGUGCCGCAACCCCAGAGUCGGUCAGGACUGGACCUAAUGGUCAGGGGUCCCUUUACCUUUUACUAUAUCAUGAAAUUGAAAACCAGCCAUCACCCAGCUCCUUUAUGUCGUUCCACCGUUAUUUCAAACAUUGUGAUAUAGCGGUAUAUCGCAAUAUUUAGCUGACGACAUAUUGUGAAGUUGAAAACCAGCCAUCACCCAGCCCUACUGUUCCCCUUUACGUAGUUCCAUCGUUAUUUCAAACGUCGUGAUAUAUCACAAUAUUUAGCUGACGAUAUAUCGUGAAGGUGAAAACCAGGUAUCACCCUAAGCAGAUUAGUUGUCCCAGGGUGUGGGUGCUAAAUGUGGGUGUCCAGGAGGCAGGGAACUAACAUUAGGUCCAGCGAAUGGGGUGGAAAUGGGGAGGUUCGGUACUGACCCCUCACAUAUACAAAACUUUCUCUCUCUCUCUACAGGUGCCUCCUGCGUCCUCGUGGUCUGGGUCACUGCUCAGUGCGCCAGAUUCUUCCACCUCCAAGCUGCCGCCACCUCGGCUCUCGCCCAUCAAUGAAGGUGUGGAGUGUUUGGGGGCCGGAGAUAAAUCUUUGCGGCUGUGGCAAUAGGGCGCGCAACUGUUUGGGGCAGCGGCGGGGCUUGGGAAAGCAGCUGCCUUCAGCGCAGAGUUCCACCUCCAGUCCUGGAAGCGUAUUCUCUGUGCUCAAGAAAACACAAACUAGGAAUGGAGAGACCUCUCACUGUGGCGGCCUUUUCACCUUUGCAAAGCUAAGCAGGGUCCGCCGUGGUUUCAAAUGGGAUGGGGGACAGCGUGUUGAGAUCCCUGCAUUGCAGGGGGGUUGGGAUAGAUGACACCCAGGGUCCCUUCUGAUUCUGUGAUUCUCGCUUGGCAACUGCAGCCGCGCUCCUUUGGAAUAAGAGGAACGAGCGCUCAGAUUUAUGGCUUCAGGGCUUUUACGUUAUUAAGCUUUAUAAGUCUCACCUUUAUUAAUAAGAGUUUUCAGCAUAUGAAACAUUAAAAGCCAAACUAAUCUAAAAAGCAAUAAUACAAAACAAUACAAAGAAAAGAGGAAAAGUAAAUAACAGUAAUAACAAAACAAUAAUAGCAAGAAUCACAAUAAAACACAAAAUUAAAUAUAUAUAUGCCUCUAUUUUACCUUGAUCUUCAAAACCACAUACAAAGAAGUGAGUCUUCCCAUCUCUCACCUGGGAGAGUUUUCCCGCUUCAACAAGCUGAGGAAAACCCACUCUGGUUUCUCUGUAACACAGAUUCCCUUCAUUUUCUACCCAUGACCUUUCUGCAUAUAUCUUCAUUUAUCCUGAAUAUAAACCUUCAGAAAUCAAAACGUAUAUGUAAGAAGCAAUAGAGAGCUAUCAAGAAUUCACAAUCAUAAAGAAAACAGAGAGGGGGAGGGGGAAAAACAAAGUAAGAAAAGAUUAAAAGGGUAAAGAGGUUUCCGCUUCUCUAUUCUCAGGGCAGUUAACAAAAUAAAAUCAAGAAAUAAAAGCACAAAAUACAUAAUAAAAAUAACAACAACAACCCAAUAGCCACCCCCCCCCAAAAAAACACAUUAUAAAAGGGCAUAGGAUGUCAAACAGAUCAACCAAAGGCCUGGUUAAAAAGGAACGUUUUUGCCUGGCACUUAAAGGUGUAUAAUGAACGUGCCAGGCGAACUUCCCUGGGGAGAGCAUUCCACAAACAGGGAGCCACUGCAGAGAAGGCCCCGUUCUUGUGUUGCUGCCCUCCGCACCUCUCGAGGAGGAGACACACAAUUAGUACCAACAUUAUUAAAGAAUUUAAGCACCGGUUGUUCUUUUUCCAAGAACCCCUUUAUAUUGGGGGACGCCUGAGGCUUCUCCCCAUCCUCAUUGUUAACCAAAGGUAAAGGGACCCCUGACCAUUAGGUCCAGUCGUGGCCGACUCUGGGGUUGCGGCACUCAUCUCGCUUUAUUGGCCGAGGGAGCCGGCAUACAGCUUCCGGGUCAUGUGGCCAGCAUGACUAAGCCGCUUCUGGCAAACCAGAGCAGCGCACGGAAACGCCGUUUACCUUCACACCGGAGCGGUACCUAUUUAUCUACUUGCACCUUGACGUGCUUUCGAACUGCUAGGUUGGCAGGAGCAGGGACCGAGCAGCGGGAGCUCACCCCGUCGCGAGGAUUCGAACCACCGACCUUCUGAUCGGCAAGUCCUAGGCUCUGUGGUUUAACCCACAGCGCCACCCGCGUCCCUUAUUGUUAUUGUUAACCUGCCCGCCCACUUUCCCCCCGCUGACAGAGCCCAAGCCCCAGAUCCUGGGCCGUUUCCAAGUGACCCCCACCCGGGAUGUGCUCCCCGAGAACCCCCCAAGGGGCGACAGCACCAGCUCUUCCAGCACCACGGAGUUGGACAGCGGGUCUCCGGGUGGGACGCCGGUGCAGGACGCUGAGGAGGGCACCACCCCUGUGGCGGAAGCGGAAGGGGAAGGGGAGGCUCAGCCCAGCACCCCCGUUUGGAUGAGCUGCUCUCACAGCCUCUCGUACCCGAGCAGCGACGACUCGGACAGCCCUGAGGACGACGAGGUCUGGGACGAGCUGCAGGCCUUGCGCCAGAAGUGAGUGUGGGGUUCGUUGGGGGAUGGAGGUCCCUUUCUCCCCGCCACCCCACCCCUCCGUGACCCAACGCCCGCUCUUUCCUUCUCAGGCACCUCUCUGAGGUCGAAGUUCUCCAGGCCCGGCAGAAGAAGGAGAUUGAGGCGCUGUACGCCCGCCUGGGCAAGGUGCCGCCCGCCGGGAUUGUGUCCCCCGCCGACAUGCUAUCCAGCCGCCAGCGCCGCUUCUCCAAGGGAAACCCCUUUGCGCGCCGCAGCAGCCUGCAGCGGGUGGACUUGGCGCAACCUCAGGGUAAGCUGCCUCCGCGCCGCCGGGCCACAUUGGCAAGUGCCAACUGGAGGAGGUGGCUAUGUGGCUCUCUGUUCUGAAGCUGGUGUGUGCUUUCUGGGUUUUCUCUGAUUCAUUGUUGUUGUUUAGUCGUGUCCGACUCGUCGUGACCCCAUGGACCAGAGCACGCCAGGCACUCCUGUCUUCCACUGCCUCCCGCAGUUUGGUCAAACUCAUGCUGGUAGCUUCGAGAACACUGUCCAGCCAUCUCUUCCUCUGUCGUCCCCUUCUCCUUGUGCCCUCCAUCUUUCCCAACAUCAGGGUCUUUUCCAGGGAGCCUUCUCUUCUCAUGAGGUGGCCAAAGUACUGGAGCCUGAGCUUCACGAUCUGUCCUUCCAGUGAGCACUCAGGGCUGAUUUCCUUCAGAAUGGAAAGGUUUGAUCAUGCAGUCCAUGGGUCUCUCAAGAGUCUCCUCCCGCACCAUAAUUCAAAAGCAUCCAUUCUUCGGCGAUCAGCCUUCUUUACGGUCCAGCUCUCCCUUCCAUACAUCACUACUGGGAAAACCAUAGCUUUAACUAUACGGACCUUUGUCGGCAAGGUGAUGUCUCUGCUUUUUAAGAUGCUGUCUAGGUUUAUCAUCGCUUUUCUCCCAAGAUUUGAUUCAUUAGUCCAGACUAUUUUAUUAAGGCAGCUUUCAGAGCCGGCCCAGCCAAGAGGCAACAUGAGGCGACUGCCUCAGGCAGCAGGAUCUGUUAGGCAGCAAAUCCGGCCUCCGAAGAAUGCAUCACCCAGUUCCUCUGCUAGGUGCCCCCUUGAAGGCAAGAUAUGUUGCCUUUGCAACAGCCUAUCAGCAAAUAGGAGGCACUGCUGGUCUCCUUCCAUUCCUGGGGAGGAAAUGGCGGGGGCUGCCCGCUGGGGUCCCUUGGGCACUGCACGCAACUUGGCGCGAUUCAGAGCAGGCCCCUUUCCCCCACAACAGCCUUUGAUGCCCAUUUCAACCAUCGGGUUGAGGAUGAUUCGGUACCCCACUUGUUCCCAGUAGAGAUCUUCACCCACUGUCAGGGACUGGCUGGAUUAGAAGAGUGGUGGGAACCACACACCCAAGAGCCCCCAGAAGAAGGGCACAGAAGACGACGACUUCGGUCUCAGAUCCCGGUGGUGGGACACUGAAGAGCAGUCAGCGGAAGGGACAAGCUGGGAGGUGCUAGAAGCAGGGGGUUUGAGCAAUCAAGGGGGAUGAGGAGAAGCAGGGUCUUCCAGGACUAGGGUUAGAGCAAACUUUUUCAGCAGGGGGCCAGUCCACUGUCCCUCAGACCUUGUGAGGGGCCAGACUAUAUUUUGGGGGGAAAAUAAAUGAUUUCCUAUGCCCCACAAAUAACCCAGAGAUGCAUUUUAAAUAAAAGGACACAUUCUACUCAUGUAAAAACACCAGGCAGGCCCCACAAAUAACCCAGAGAUGCAUUUUAAAUAAAAGGACACAUUCUACUCAUGUAAAAACACGCCGAUUUCCGGACUGUCCGCGGGCUGGAUUUAGAAGGCGAUUGGUCCGAAUCCAGCCCCUGGGCCUUAGGUUGCCUACCCAUGGUAACCUAAGUCACAGUGGGAGUACAGGCUUAGACCGAAAGGAGUCAGAGUUUGGCCCUGCUACACAGCAGCAAACAGUCCCAGCCGCCUCUGUGCUUGGUAGAAAGGCGUUUUGGCACUGCUGGUAUUGUGAACAAACCCCGUACAUCUCUUGACAAGGAGGCUGAAAUGUAUGCCAUUAUUUAUCAAUUCUCGCUUCCCACAAAUUACCUUUCCUCUCCACCGAACUAUGCGAUUUGUCACUGGGCUUUUCACUACACUCCCCUGCGUUGUAACUUUGCCGAAAUACAAGUAGUUUAAAUCUUUUUUCUGCUUUUUACCCUAUCCCCAUUUUCCUCAGUUGUGCCCAUGUUGAGAAUGUAGGCUUCUUGGGGCAGGGACCUGCCAAUCCCCUUCUUCACCAAGAACCACGUGCAUAGAUAGCGAUAAGUGUUGAUCUUGCGCAACUCUGCAUUUUCCUUAUCCCUUCCACCCGCCCCCUUCCAUACUAAUGGUAUCAUGAAGGAGCUCAAACCUCUUUGUAAUAGUCCCUUUCCCUCGCUCUUGUUGCCCCCGCAGGGAUCAUGAGGAGGAAUUCUGUAAGCGGUGGGAGCACCAACACUUCCCAGGAGCAGCGACAGAGCAAAGGUGUGACGUUCGCCAGUGAUAUUGGAUGCAUGGUGAGUCGUGACCCUGGGGUGGAGGGUGAGAGAGUACUGGACCUCGGGCCACGCUCCAGAGGAUUUAGAUAGACGGACAGACACAUGGGCGUUCACACACAUCUUUAAAUAUUUAUUCAAAAGUGAAGAGGGUUAAACAAACCCUUUGGAGGGAACAAGUCCCACAUCAAGGUGUGUUCUAUGGCAAAGGUUCAUUUUACUCCCCCUGUCUUAAGGCAGAAACCCCCAGUGUGUGUGGUAUUGGUGGUAAUUGUUGUUUAGUCAUGUCCGACUCUUCGUGACCCCAUGGACCAGAGCACGCCAGGCACUCCUGUCUUCCACUGCCUCCCGCAGUUUGGUCAAACUCAUGCUGGUAGCUUCGAGAACACUGUCCAACCAUCCCAUCCUCUGUUGUCCCCUUCUCCUUGUGCCCUCCAUCUUUUCCAACAUCAGGGUCUUUUCCAGGGAGUCUUCUCUUCUCAUGAGGAGGCCAAAGCAUUGGAGCCUCAGCUUCAGGAUCUGUCCUUCCAGUGAGCACUCAGGGCUGAUUUCCUCCAGAAUGGAUAGGUUUGAUCUUCUUGCAGUCCAUGGGACUCUCAAGAGUCUCCUCCAGCACCAUAAUUCAAAAGCAUCCAUUCUUCGGUGAUCAGCCUUCUUUAGGGUCCAGCUCUCACUUCCAUACAUCACUACUGGUGGUAUCUCGGCACGAAGUGAGAUUCGAGCUUUAUAUAGUCUGAAUGCCCAUUGUUCAAGGACUUAAAAACUGUCGCUGUGUGUUUGUGCUCCUUUGUAACAGCAGCUUGGUGGCCGUAUCUGUGUUCAGUUCCUAAACCUUGAAGUUAGAAGGAUUAUACACAGCAAUGAUAUUCACAGUCUGCAUACACACCGUAGAUUUAAGGCACACCCCAAAGAAGAACCCUGGGAGCUGGAGUUUACCCAUUGCACCCAGCCGCAAUUCCCAGCACUGUUAGCAAACUACAGCUUCCGGGUGCCUUUGGGGGAAGAGAAAUGUUCUUAAAAAUGCUUGAUGAUUCCCAGCCCUGCUAUCCAAGCUCUGCUUUUAAUUGGAGAUACUAGGGAUUGAAGCCAAGGCCUUGUACAUCCAAAGGACAUGUUUACCACUGAACUACCGUAUUUUUCGCUCUAUAGGAUGCACUUUUUUCCCUCCAAAAAUUAAGGGGAAAUGUGUGUGCGUCCUAUAGAGCGAAUGCAGGCUGCGUGGCUAAGCCCAAAGCCGGAACAGGGCGACGGAGCGCUCCGUCUCACUCUUCUAGCUUGGGGUUAGCUGCACAAAGCCUCUGCAGGCUGCAACGCUUCCCCCCACCGCCAGCCCCACAAGCUCGGGGGGCAGCGGGAAGGUGGUGUGCUGCCUUUGCGCUGUUCCCCGACCUGGUCUUUGAGGCUGGCGGUGGGGGAAGCAGUGCUUCCCCCCGCCAGCCCCAAAGAGCAGGUCGAAAGGAACCCAAAGCCUCCGGAGCCCAGUGGGAACUCCUGCUGGGCUCCGGAGGCUUCGGGUGAACGCACCUUGAACGCACAGAAUGCACCUUGUUUUAGAGGGGGAGAACAAGAAAAAUUCUCCCCCUCCUAUGGUCCGGUACGUCCUAUAGAGCGAAAAAUACGGUACAUCUCCCUGUCUCUUUUCCACCUAUUUCCUUUUGUUCCUACAGUAGCAGCCGUGGACACAUUUUGGACUACCUCAGCCUGCUGCCCACCAUCAAGAGGACGGGAGCAGGUGGCAAAGGGUCCUGUGCAGCCUUUGCCUUACACUCCAACAUCAAGGCCAGCAGCCAUCGACGUAGGAAAGUUCCCCUGGCGGAACGAACAGACAAGCUGCCUCUGAGCAACGUACAGAAGCCAAGCGAGCAGCCCAACACUACAGACUUUUCCUCCACACAAGACUUUGUGUCUGCAGAGAGAAGCCAAGCCCCGGUUGUUUGGGGAUGCGUUUUUGUGGGGAAGCCUGAGCUGGCAAGCCUUUCCCGCUGCUUCUGCCUCGCAAAGCAGCAUCACUGUAAACGGAAUCAGGAUGUCGCCUGUUCCGUAUGUGCUAUGGGAUGGGGUCUGCACACAUGGACGGCGUAGGGUGUGCGCGCACCCAAGGCCGGGUCUAACUUAAGCAAGCGUCGCUUGAUCCUCUGUGCCUUGCAUGGCUCAAUUCACAAAGCCACCCCAAGGCCAAAGCGCUUAGAAAACUUUAAGGAGCUGCCUUACGAGAGGAAACUUGCAGAAUUUGUGCCUCAGUGUUAAAGGGAUUGGGGGGGGGCGCCUCUCUUUCUUGCUUCCCUUAGCCUUAGCCCCCCGCUCAGCUCCUGCCUCCAACAGCAGUGGCACUACGUGUCACUAGUUCAUGGCGUGUCUUUGCACUUUUUUACAAAAAAAAACCAAACCAAAACCCUGACCCUGAUUGGGGCAAUGAACUGCUUGGGCUCAUCCUUUUCCUUGCAUGGGAACCUGCACUUUGGAAUGAAACACUGAUGCUUUCUGUUUUGUGUAUGAUUUUUUUUUUUUUUAUCACACACACACACUUUCAUUUUGGAAGCGAAACAGAUAAUGCAUCUGUGUUUUUCGGUGAUUAAUAAAUAAAAGCAACCUCAAACUCCCACCAAGCAACACCCGGGACGUGAGGAAAUUUUGCCUGUUAUACUCAGCACUCAGGACUGCUCUCCCCUUGAAGGACAGACAACACACACCCUGCCAGGAAAGUAAACUCAAGCAGAACCAAAGUCAGUAAGCCAAUAUGCAUGCAGCUGGGAGCUUUCCAAGUUCCCUGAUCCUUCCCACCCCCAAUUACACUCGGAGCACACAAUUGUGUUGUCAAUACUGUACCGUCCUUCUAACUGCAUAUUCUACAGAUGUCAUGCACCACCCCACAAACCAAAAAUGAGUUCUGGAGACAUCACAUUCGGAAUACAUGAGGGGCGGAGGAGGUGGGAAUGAGCUCCUGCAAACAACCCUCUCACAAUCUGGGGUACAGGAAAGUUUUAACGGAUUCAUAACGGCAGAGAUCACCAUGGUAGGCUGGUGGUCGACCUGCUAAUUUCAACAGGUGUUCUCUGAGCGGCACAUAAGUUGAACACUGCCCAUAGCUGCCCCAGCACGUUUUGCUGCUCUGGCGGUUGUGCACAAGUCUUUGGCUGCACACUGUGUACAGGGAAUUGUAAAACUGUAGAGUUGGAAAGGACCACGACAGACAUCUAGGCCACCCCUGUGCAAUACAGGAAUCUUUUGCCCAACACAGGGCUUGAACCCUGGGGCUAAGAGUUGCACGCUCUACUGACGGGGGGUGGGACUGAAAGGGUGCUAAUAUAAAGAGAAAUUUAGUAGUCAUCCUCAGCCUCACCGGACCCACAAAUGCAAAAUCUGUGGUGGAUUGGAACUCCCAUCCAAGAAAACAGAAGGCAUAUACUGGAGAUGUAAAGCUGUUGACUGCUUUUCUUAAAGGAGCCACAGUAAGGGUUAAUUCUCCAAGCUACGGUAAAUAUAAUGGACACUGAGAAGAAUAAGACAUUUGUGUGGUUGAAUACAAAUCCCUCCACUUAAAAUACAGAUGGAUUCUCUUUAAACAUCUGCUUAACUCCACUGGAAGAAAAAGUAGGUAUGUAAAUCUGCAGUAUUAAUCCCAUAAGCAUGUAGGGUAGCUGUAACUUAAGUUUACCCAAGACUUUUGGAAUGAAGUUCGCAAUUGUUCUUGGAAACAUCUUUUGUUUUUGGUUUUUGGGGCAGGUGGGGUGAGUUAUUCAUGCAAGUAAACUUCAGCCAAUAGGCAAGUUCAAAAAGAGAACAAGUUUAAAUGGAGAUUAGCUCAGUUUAUGCUCUUAAAACAAAACACAGGUGUACCUUGAAGGACAGGUAAUAAAGAUCGCAAGAAAGAAUUCUGCAAAAUAGAACCUUGGUAUAUCUUCAUAUCUUUACCAGGCAUCAGCUGCAGAGCUGCUAUCUUCAAGAAUGCCUCUGGUGUUGUUUUUUUUGCAAAAUCUCCAGAAAACAAGUAGUUUUAACCUAUUUCUUAGGGAAAUUGCAAAAAAAAAACCCCCAUCACUUCCGAUACGGGCUGCCCUAUGCCCAGGUUUCCCCGGACAUUUCAGCCACUUUCAGAAAAUUCCGCCCGGAUACCAUUUCAAAGGACAAAUCCCAGCUAUGACAUAUGGCAGCCCUAUGAACGGCCCCAAAUUAUUCAGGGUGGCGAAAAACGAAAUGGAUUUCAAGGCACUCCAAAAGAAAAUCUUCAAACUGAGUGAAUGGGCAACAAAUUGGCAAACGAAGUCCAAUAUAAACUGCUGCACACCGCAGCAAAAGAUAAAUAUCAUAAUUUCACAUAUACACAUGAUGUUUCUGCUGACUGACUGACCAGGAAAGGAAUCCUGGGGUCAGGGAGGUUAGCUCAAUGAAAACAAAACCAGGGUGCAGCAGCUGUGAAAAAGGCAAAUUCCAUAGUGUGGAUCACUAGGAAAAGACUCUAAAGCCAAAACUGUUAAUUCCUUUAUACAAACACAAGGUGCAGCCACAUUUGCAAUACCGUGUACCUUUCUGGUAGCCAGUGCAGAAAAAUGCAACCAAAAUUAUCAGGGAGCUGGAGCACCUCCACAAGGGAAGGUGACAAAAUUUGGGUUUUAGUUCAGGAAAUAAAGGCAGGUAAGGAGUCACAGUAGUUCAUAAAAUUAUACGACUGGGAGAAAAUGCAGAGGUUUCUCAUAAUCAGGGGUCAGCAAACUUUUUUAGCAGGGGGCCAGUCCACUGUCCCUCAGACCUUGUGGGGGGCCGGACUGUAUUUUGAAAGAACAACAAAUUCCUAUGCCCCACAAAUAACCC